Molecule: messenger RNA, 47925 nt
Organism: Porites lobata
Lineage: Eukaryota; Metazoa; Cnidaria; Anthozoa; Scleractinia; Poritidae
Source: the annotation of a GenBank genome assembly
AUGUCGUCCCUUGAGAAGAUGAAGAUUUCAGGGAUUCGUAGCUAUUCCCACACUGAACCUACUGUUAUUGAGUUCCACAAACCACUGACACUAAUUGUUGGACCAAAUGGAGCAGGAAAGACGGUAAGCAAUUAAAUUAGAUAUUCUGGAAAUGGCGUUUGGUAAUGUUUUUCUUUUGUCUUGCAAAUGCUCGACUGUGUGAUAAAAUUGACUACACUUAAAGACCAAAGUCAUGAUACAUGCACAGGAGACCCAAGGUUACUUGCGCUCUUGCCUACUAAAUUUUGCAAUGUGUCCCAGUAAAGUGUGUGUGAAUACAUCUGACUUACUGGAGUGUAGCUGAGCACAGAACGUGUUAGUAAAAAUUAAUUAAUAAUAAGAGGCAGCAUGGCUGAGUGGUCAGAGCACUGGACUUGCAAUUCGGAGGCUCUGAGUUCAAGUCCCACUCUGAGUGCUAGCUGAAUUAUGUGAUGGAAGUCCAGAGUUCAAAUCCUCCGCCAUGCUUGUACAUGUAAAUAGCAAGCUGGUUUGCCUCUGGCCAGUUGGUAUUCUUAACCCUGUUAAGAAACUACACGGUAAGCAUAUUUACUAGGUAAAUAAAGUGUCUAUAGAUGUCUAUAGCCACUAUCAUUACUGUCAUGUGUUUGAAUGGUGCUUUACAUGUAAUUUCGUACGAAUAACAUUUAUUAUGUUACACUCUCUAUAAACAGUCAGUUAUAGAAUGUCUGAAUUACAUGGCAACUGGUGACAUGCCUCCUGGUAGCAAACAAAAUCUCUUUGUACAUGAUCCAAAGGUAAGCAAAAAACAUCCCAUUGAAGAGGUUGCAAAUGUAUGAAAGGAAGAUUAAACAGAUUUAGGCCCAGUUGAGCCCCUGUUGGGGUAAAAUUAUGACAAGCAUCAUGGCCUUAAAACUGCGACAUAACACUGCAUGAAAUGGCAACAAACUGCAUAAAGAUGGGUUGAAUACCAACGGGGACAUGGCGUACUCCUCAAAAUGUGGAACAACCGUAUUUGAGAUUCAGACUAGGAAAUAGUAUUAUUACGCUCCUGCCCCCACCCCCCCCCCCCCCUAGCCCCUAAGAGGGCCUGGCAGUUGGACAAAAAUAAUAUUUAUUGUGGGGAAACUGGAGAAUAGGCAGGGUUUUCAGUAAGGUUUUAUUAGUAGGAGGCAAGAGAUAGUAGGCGGAGAAGAAAAAAGUUGCAAGUUACAAGCGCCGAAGGCCCAAGUUACUAGGGGGGUCUAGGCACAUGCUCCCCAGAAAAAAGAUGACAUCUAGGCCCCUUAUAAUGCAUUUCCAUCAUCCUCGAACAAAAAUUAGAGUGUCUGAACGGAACACAGACAUAAUUAAAUUUUGGCUUUUUUAUUCAGUGACAGCACAUGAAUACGUUGUAGUUCAAUUUUUUUCUGGUUUAAAAAAUUUUUUCCAAAGAAAAGAAGGCAGUCUGUUCACCUGAAAUAACUGGUGAAUUUUGAGUCCCUGGCAGCUACCCUGAUAGGUGGUUGAGUACAUGUAUGUAUUUCAGUCUUCAUGAUAAGUUCAGAACAAAAAUAGUUAAAGUAUAUACAGCUGUACAUUGCUGAUCAAAGUGAAAUGCAGAUUUCUGUGGCCAAGCCUACAAUGUGUUUUUUUGUAUCUCAAUGACAUUUGAACCAAGUCAGUGUCCGGUAGUCAUUAUGGUAACAGUGUUCUUACAUAACAUGAUAAUUUAGAUUGCUGGUGAAAUGGAAGUGAGAGGUCAAAUUAAACUGAAAUUUAGGGAUGUUACUGGAAAUCCUAUGGUUGUAACUAGAACCCUGGUGUCCGAGCAGAAGGUAAAAAAUUUUGAAUUAAUUUGUGUAAUGCUAACUUAAUCCUUCAAGCCCCACUAUCCACUUACAAGAUUUUCAAUUUACUGAUCUCCAUGCAUUUCUUAGAAGAAUUAGUUGAGAGAAAUUGAUAAAAGAUCAAAGCAUAUUUCCCUUCAUUUUUUUGAUCUUGUGUAAUUUUUGCACCCCUUGGUAGGCACUAUUGGCCGAUAUGUCGGUUGACUUGUCGGUAGAGCCAACUUGCAGCGAUCUGUGUGUUGGUGUUUUGCCCAAUAUAGCACAGUCUGGGGGUUUGAAAAUAGUUUCUGUUGUUGUGUCAACCCAGGUCAACCUGGCAGCGUCAACUUGUUGGAUUUCUGCCGUGAUUCUAUGCGUGUUAUACCUUUACAUUGUCCUGGAAAACCUCAUAAUUAGGUGAUGCCAUAGUGGUCCCUAUUUUUUCCAAAAAAAUCGCACACACUUGAAAUUAUACUCUCACAUUAGACUGGUAAAAGCGGCCAAAGCCCCAUAAAAAUUGCUGCAUGGAUAACAUAACAAAAAUUUGAGUAGACGAAAAAUACACUGUUGACUUGUGACGUAUCAGUGGAAUGUCAGUAGCCCAUUGUUCGAUAUGUUGGCUGACUGUCAAUCAACUUACCGACCAACACUAUUGGCCGAUCUGUCAGUCGAUAAGUCGGCCAACUCUCGGUCAACUGUUGCUCGACGUAUUGGCCCACAUGUCGACCUACCGUACAUUGUACAGUCGGCCAACCGAUGUCGGCAGAGAGGUAGACUGGGAGUUGGCCAAUAAUUAUGUUGACUGAUGUGGCGACCAAGAGUUGGCCAACAUGUCGACUGAUACUCGACCAAGGGGUGCCCAGACUAGGUGUGAGGGGAUAAUAAACAAAAGCAAUCUUAACCUUUUAAGCCCUAAGAGUGAUCAGCGUCAAAUUUCUCCUUGUAAUAUCACUGCUUUAUAAAACAGAGUGUUCAUGAGAUUUAAGGACAUGAUCACACAAAAUGAAUGUAAUUGAUACUUCAACAAAUUCUCCCCACUACUUCUAUUGAAAACGUAUAGGGAUCACAAAUGAGAAUCUGAAUUUUGAUGUUAGGGUUAAAUGAGGAAUGCCAAAAUCACAGUAAGUGAGUUACAGUUAGGUCAGACUCAACAGAAAACUCGGCGAAGAUCAAAAACUAGAAAGUGCAAGAAUAUGAAAAAAAAAAUUCAUUUCGAAAACAAAAAAAUAUAUAUACAUUAUGUAUAGGUAUAUUAAAUAUACCUAUAUAUAAUGUAUAUAUUUUUGAUUGAAUACAUAUAGAUAUACAUUAUACAUACAUGAAAUAUAUUAUAGAAUUGCUUUAGACAGGCCACAUUUAAAUCAUUAAUGAAGGCAGUGUCUUUGCUUUCUCCAAGAAAUUUAACUGCAGCAUAAAGCAAAUAUGUAUUUUAACAAAAUAAUAUUGCUUUACAAUGUGACAGGGAAAGAAGGUCGUCACAAAAACCUUGGAAAGUAGUGUUGUGCGUGAAGUUCAUGGAGAGGUAUGAUUACAAUUCUCAUAGUUAACUUAGCAGCAAUAGUUGAGCACAUGUGGUGCAUGCCAAUAAGGCUUGUGGACUGAACUGUACAUUCUGAGCAUCUACUGAGAGUAAUGUGCCUUGUGAGGCCUGAGCAAACCACCUACUUGCACAGAGUGUUGCCUCAUUCUCUUUAAAAAUCUGGUGAAAGAAACAAUACUUAUGUAAUGUAUCUUAUACUUAGGGAGGGAUGGAUAGCGAACACAAACUGUGAAGCAAAAUGCUAACAAACUGUGGCAGUCAAGGAAAACUUUAAUGACUGUGCAUUGGCAGGAGAGCUGCAAUCUACAUGUCCCCCAACAAAAACACCUGACCACCCCACUUUGCAGAAAUAACAGACCAGUAAUAUCUUGUGGUUGACCACACUUAAAUUCAAGUCAUCCAGAAGUCUCCCUGUGCUCAAUUAUUUGGGGAAGGGGAGAAAUUUGUUGUGAUGUAACAGCGGGGUUGCCACGGUCAGGGAAAAGUCAGUGAAAAACAAAUUUUUCAAGGUCAGGGAAAAGUCAGGGAAAAUCUUUGAUAUCAUCAAAGUCAGUGAAAGGUCAGGGAAUUCUGUUUUCUGGUUUAUAGUUCAUAAGUUUUCUUCAAGUCUUUGAAAUGCAUUUUCUUUCAGAAAAGAUGAAAAGUAUGCUGUAGGGCAAGCAAAAGCUAUCAAUUCGACACUCUAUGCCUGACCCAUUGUAGUAGUUGUGGUCAGUGGUUUUAGUUGUGAAUGCUUUCUUUCAAUUCCUUCUCCCUCUUUCCGUGAAAGGAGGAAAGAGACUGAAAAUGAAGAGAAAAAUAUCGGUGGCCUGCAAAAAAAGCUAAAGUGAAUGUAAACAUUGAUUGUUUCUGAUUAAUAAAAGGUCAGUGAAAACUGUUUAAAGGUCAGUGAAAAGUCAAGGAAAGGUCAGGGAAUUUGUAACUUUCUGAUGAGUGGCAACCCUGAACAGUAUCAUGACUUGAAGUCAGUGGGUGCAGAAGGGGAGCCAUACCCAGCGUCAAAGCUUACAUGUAUAGGCUUCUUACAUUUUCUUUUAUCUUUCAUUAGCGGCGAAGUUUAAGCUCAACAUGUGCUGACAUCAAUAGGGAGGUAAGGAUCACCUUGCAUACAAAACGAUGUUUACACUUACUAGCAACACAAUAGACCUUUUUACCGAUAUGGCGGCCGUAUUGAAUUAAUUGCAUUUAAGGAGUAUUAUGGGAUGCCCAGGGGGCAGGAGCACGAUCUGAUAUACUUGCAUUAGUAUUAACGGGCUUUGUGGGUCAAUUUUUUUUCAAGUUUUCCUACAAAAAGAUUGUUAUGGAAAAAAAAGAUCGUUCCGUGUUUGGAUGCAAUAAUGAUUGCUUUUUACCUGAGAAAUAUAUGUUGUGGUUCAAUUUUAUCCUUGGUUUAAAUUUUAUCUUCUUUUGUUUCAAACUCAUUAUCAUACAUUACCAUACCCAAAAACAAAAGAAAAUAAAAUUUAAGCCAAGGAUAAAAUUGAACCACAACAUAUACAUUGAAGUUCCCUUUUUGUCCAAAAAGCGUUCGUAAAUACUGAGCAAGUGCACCCUGGGCAUCCUAUAAUAGUCCUCAAAUUUAAUAAAUUCAAUAUGGCUGCCGUAUCGGUAAAAAGGUCUAUUGCUUACCAGCAAGUGGUGAAAAUAUGAAAUUCUUUUUAAAUCAAUAUCUUACUUGUAUCCAUUUCAGUGAACUGUUCAAGUGACAGUACCAUGGUGACUUUUGAUUGAGAUAGUCAAUAAUGUUUUUAAGCAUUUUGAUCCUCCUGAGAAAAUGACUAAAGUGAAUCCUCAUGCAUUCUACUUUUACCCAAUAGUGUAAAGUCUUAAUGUACCGUAGCAGAAUUUGAAUUUGAAUAUUAUAGAUGUACAUGGAUACAAGAUUAGAGAAUUAAAAUUGACAGUACAUUAGUUCCUAUGAGCUCAGAGUCUAUUGCAUUAAAGUGAAGUACCAAUGGACCAUCACAUUUUGUAAGUCCAGUCUUAGUGACUGCAAGUUUAUUCUUUUGUAUAGAUGAUUUCAUCCCUUGGAGUAUCAAAGGCAGUGCUGGAUAAUGUGAUUUUCUGCCAUCAAGAAGAGUCUAACUGGUAAGUGUGCGACGGAGAAAAACCAAAAACACUCAGUGCAUGUGUUACAGGUUAAAAAAUUUUAACCUAAAUUUGAUUUUAACAUGUAAUACAUGCAUGGACCCAUGUAAAAGACACAAUGAGAAUAAUGUUAUUUGACUUCACCCACUUAGUGCCAUGCAGGUGUUGUUGGAUUAUCAACUGAUAAUUGCAUUGCCACUGGCAUAUAUUAUGGCAAAAAGGUGUGUGUUUGUAUCCAUGGCCUACAAACUGGUUUUUGUGCACGGAUCAAUUGAAUCAAGGCCAUGAUAAACUGAAUUCAAAUGCAUUUGUCAGUUACAAAUUAUCAUAAAAUUAUGCCUGUAGUAUUAGUUUUGCAUGAAGAAUAAUUGGCUGUUUUUAUUGGUUAUUUAUUUAAGGCCACUUAGUGAGGGGAGAGUACUGAAACAAAAAUUUGAUGAAAUAUUUGCAGCCACAAGGUACAGUAUUUAAUUUUUUCCUGUAUGCAUGGAAAAUACUACCACUAAGUUACUAAGUUACGUUACUAACUUUAUCUGCCUCAGAGACAUGUGGUCAAGUUAACAGUCAAGCAGGAAUUAAAAAAAAAAAACUUGAAUUCCUGGUUGUCCUUUAACAUUAUUAAUUUUUUGCUUGCCUGGGAUACACUGCAGAUGCAUGCUUGACACCCUAUGAUUAUGUUCGAAGUUACAAGGGUCUCUUUUUUGUCUCCAUGAAGUACAGUUCUUACAGUAUAGGUUUUUUGCUUUGGUGUUAAAUAACCUUUGUUAUGGCAUUGUGUAAAUUUCAUAGAAACAUGUACAUGUACACAACAGCCAAAGGUCUCAUGCAUGGAAAUGAUUAGGAACAGAAAGUUCAUGCAACAGCAUGCUCUCUCCCUUUCCUUGACAGGUACAUAAAGGCACUGGAAGCCAUUCGAAAGUUUAGAAUGGAACAGGUUGGUCUUAAUGUUCUGCAGCUGUACAUUUACUAGUGUCACUGAAUGGUUUAUACAAGCAAGGGCACCCAUUAAGUAGAAAAACAACUGAUUCUUAGUCUCCUGUUUUUUAUCAAUUUCAUGUGUUGAGAUUUUUAAGGUGAAUGUCUGAAUUAAAGAUGGUUGAACACUGCUUGUGGUGUGUAUCUGCCAUUUCUAUAUUUCCCAAGACCUUUAGUGUUAUGCUAGAUUUUUCUGUAUAUUGGGUGUCUGAAGUGGGUAGGGAUUAAAAUGGAGGUACACCUGUAAGAACAAGUAUACCGUAACUUGCACUGCCUGACACUCUUUUUGAGCUUAACAGAUUACCAUUUGGACUUGAGUGUACACCGUCAACAUUUCAGCAACUUGCCGGUUUUUCAUAUACUGCUGACUUGCUGUAUGUGCGGUAUGAUUAUCAUUACUGCCUGAGAUUAUUGUUCCCAUAUGCGGACAAAAGGCACCAGCUACAUUGGCUAUCCCAGUCUUUACUGCUGGCAUGCUUGUAAGGUUGACUGGAGCUUGACUUUGCAGGCAUCACGGGGCCAACAACAGCCAUCUCUGAUGGCUGUUGUUGCCAAUGAUGCAUGUUCUCAUGUCUAAAUAGUGUCCCAGGCAAUAUUGAUAGCUAUGUCACAGGUACAUGUAGGCCGGCAGUGAUUGAAAACUAGGCUUUUAGCUCUGACAAUAGAUGGAAGUUGAAUAGUAACUUACAUGUAUUGAAUGACAUCAAAUUUAUUUUGCAGGUGCAGACUGUUAAGGAGUACUCUAUUGAAUUAAGCCAUCUGAGGGCAAACAAAGUGAAGGCAGAAGAAGUACAAAUUCUUAAUUUUGUCAUUAUUCCUCUAAAAAUGUUUUUUGUCAUAAGCCUGAGAAUGUUGCAUAACUUAUGUACACAUACAUGUAUUAAAUAAAUUUUAUGAAUAAAUUAACCCAUCGUUAAUGCUGCUUACAGGUGGGUAAUGGUUGGCCUAAAUAAAUUUGUUUUAGUGCCAUUGAAUGUACUCACAAAGCAACUUGUAAAAUUACUUCCAUCCUUUUUGCUAAUAAUGUGCAGUGAGCAGACAUUGUGAAAUUGAAAUAAAACAGAGCUUCUCAAAACUUUUUUUUUUACUUUUUUACAUUCAUAACCUCUCAGUGGAUACUUUUUACCAGUGGUUUGAGUCCUUGCAAAAUCGUUGAAAAUUACAUCUUUUUUCUUUGGGGAAUACUGUGCCUGCUAAUCUCUUCGGGUUAGCAUUAAUGGGAAUUUAGCCAAGAUAGACUAGAAAUGCUUCCCUCAUGGUUAUUGUAUGCCAAAAUCCUUUUCCAGUGUAAUAUACAUCUUGUGAAUAUACGUCUCAUUUUUUGAUCUUACAUUACUCACUCAGGCUUAUUGCCUGUGCCAGCAUUUGUUGUAUGAUGUAAUGGGCAUGGGUUUACAAAAAAAUGGUUGCAGUUCAAUAAUAAAUUAUGAUGCCUGAUUUUACUGGAAAUUUUUUUGGGAAUUUUGUCAGAUAGCAGAUGAACUGACGCAAACCCAGGGAAAGGUUGAGGCAACAAAGGAUACAGUACGGGAACUGAAUGAAAAACUUGAGCCAGUAGAGGUAGGGCUAUCCUGGUGUUAUUUAGUCUGUUGGGUGUUUACACUUCAAGAAACAUUCUUGCUCUUAGUUGUAUUCAGAACAAGAUUCAUGUAACAUGUCAGCCAUGUCAUGAGCAGGACAACAAAGGGGGUAGUACAGAAAAGAACAAAUUGGUCAAAUGAAAAGGGAAAUUAAUUUUUGGACUGACUGUUCUGACCAGUUAGAGUCAACCACUCUAAAGGUUGUCCCAAAUAUUUGAGUCAGAUGAAAUCAAAAUGGUCCUUUCCAUUUGAAUUCCAACUGGAAAUUGUGGUGCAAUGGAAACUUCACGCAGGGUAGUUGAAAGGUGGUUAUCCCCUUAUAGAAUAUUCCUACAUGCAGUGGGACCCAAAAUUUGUCAAGUACAUUCUGGAUACAAUACAGCAAUAAUAAAUAAGAAUUGUGACUCCUUACUAGGCUGCCUGCUGAGUUACUGGUUAGUGCAAAAUUGAUUUAUUGUAUUCUCUCAUUUUGUCUUUUUACAGUUAAAGCUGGCUGAACUUGCCAGUAUUGCAGAUGAUGUAAUUAAACUGGAGAAAAAAGUUGGUAUGUGUCAUAAAAAAAUAGCCAUUGAUCAGAGUGAAUCUUUUUAUGGCUUCUUAUUUAGGUUAUCAGAUCCUUUGAUAGAACCAAGGUACAUGUAUGCCAAAUCUGCAGGUUAUUUUCGUUGGUUUCUUUUCCAGAAUCAUUGUCAACAGAAAAAAGACAGCUCUUCAAAGUAGAGGCUGAUCUCAGGGACAAGAUCACCAAUAUAUUUAAUGGUAUUUACAUUUCAAUCUGCCUUGCCUGUUUCAAGUGGUUUGAGAAAACAAGUCAAAAAAACUGUUUCAGGACUCAAACUGAAACACUAUUUUAGUGCCAUUUGUGAGCAGUGGUUAAUAUUUUAUUUGCAAUAGUUAAUACUGCAGUGCUGAAUUAUAAUGGCACCAGUGGAACUCUGUUCUUUUCUGUUUUGAAUCUCUGUACUGUCCACUCUUUCUUUCAAACUUAAUGACCUUGAUCAAGGAAAAAAGGUGGGGGAGGGGGGGGGGGUAGAAGUGGUAAUGAGUUUUACACAAAUGCCAGACGGAGAUGUUGGUGUAAAUAGAGGAUAUUACAUGGCCGCGCGGAGAUACUGCUGUUGAAAAAUAUUCAUGAGUGAGCGCAGCAAACGAGUGAAAUAUUUUCAACACAAGAAGAGAAAUUUCGUAUCUCCAAGCGGCCAUGUAAUGUUCUAUUUAUUAUAUAAACAACAAUGAAAUACCAAACCAUUUCACUGAAACAGUUUUAUCCUGCGAAAGGCGCGAUUUAUUAUUUAGCCAUAGCAACAGUGAUAUUUUCACAUGUGAAAAUAACAUGUUAUUUUCAUGUGUGAAGAUAAUCAUGUUUUCGCGCGAAAGCUCACCUGGUAUUUCAUUGGUGUUUAUAUAAUAAAUAGGUAUAUUGACAUAGGUCUCAUAUCAUGUUUCUUGUCCACUUUCUGCACCCAGGAUCUGUGGAUGAACUUCACAAGAUUUUUUCAGAUUUUCAAAGAAGAGUACAGGAAAAGGAAAACACUUUAAGAAAUGUAAGCAUUCUCUUUAACUUGUCCAAACCACUGUUAGCUACUGCACGUCUUUUUCGAAGACUUUCAAAGCCCAGAUUUAUUGAGUUUCGUGGCUCUCAGGAAAGGUUUUGGCCUAUCAGAACCCAAGAAACACUUUCAUCAACACGAGUUUCUCCCAGUCUUCUUCAAAACAUUAUGCAAGUAAACCCUGGUUGAUUGCAACUUAAACAUAGUUUCCCCUGUGCAAUGCUUGUCAGUAAUGUAUUGCUUUUAGUUUCUCUCGGUGAGUUAAAUUGUUGCUGUUUGGGUUUGUCUUCAAUUCUGUUUGAAUUCAUGAAAAUUAAUUUUGGCUGAAGUGUAGGGAUUUUGCUUCUGAUUUUUAUUGGUUAUGAAGGUAGAAACAAGCGCUUGUUGCGACCUCAGUGAUACAUAAACAAUGUAAUCUUCAUUGCAGAAUGAAGUAAACCUUCAGACAUUAAACAAAGUCCAACAAAAGUUGACUGCUGACCAGAAUCAGCUACUAAUGGCAGGUGGAAAGCUUGAACAGCAGGCUCAGGUAAGAAUAUUAAGGUUGACUAGGACACGAAGCUUUUAUUUGCUAAACAUACACACCGGCUUUGAACAGAAGUUGCUAACAUCCUAAAAAGUAAUAACGAGAGAAUGCUUUCGAAUAGAUGUUUUCAAGGCCUCCACUAGUCUUCCCCUGUGUAAUACCUAUGAACAUUUUGUCCUCUUUAUCCUGUUUACUUGUCUUGGUUUAAUUUUCUUUUUACCAUUUGGUCACCUAGUGAUGAAAUAGUUUAUUAAUGUCUAUUUUAACCUUGAUACCUUGUACUUUAUUGUUUCUUCCAUACAGAGACACAAGCAGAACCUUAAUGACAGAGACAAGGCUGUUACAGAUCUCGCAAAUGAGUUUGACGUGAAAGGUUUGAAUGGUCAAUUCUCUAUUUCUCAACAGUGGCUUGUAUGGAAUGCAGAAGUAAUUUUGUGGAACGCCUUACUACUGAGCUUAAAAUUCCUUUUUUUGGACACUGGACGCUUUUGAUAUUUUCCUUUUCUUCUAGUAUACAUGACACUUAUCGCAAUUAUGGUCUGGUGCUUGUAGUCCCUUAGCAAUGUAGAGGUUGGCGCAUGUUCCUCGUUCUUGAAGCUCCAGUAGUUACGGUGACCUGAAAAACACUGUUGCUAAAACUGCACUACAGUACACUUUUCAAGAUCUCUAAAAAUUCCUCUCUGAAAUUACCCUAGGUAAGGGUGGCAACCCCCCUUCUCCACAUGGCAGUGCAGUGUGAGAGGCACCUAUGUGUCCCCCUUAAAUUUUCUGGAGAACCUGUGGUUAAAGCGUUCUUGACACCAUUAUUCCAUCUGUACCAAAUUUAUUUAAUUUAUCAUUUAUUUCUGGAUAGCCCUGAUACAGAAUAUGAGCGUAUCUGUUAAUUGUCUUCUGGACGUUGUGUGCAUUGUUUAGAAAUGUACUCAGGCAAUUUAAUGAUCUGAAUAAUUCUUUCUUUAGGGUUUGAAGGAGGUCCUUUCUCUGAGGAGAGGGUUGACCGAUUUAUGGAAGAAAUGAAGAAGAAAUAUCAAAAUGUCAUCGAUGACACAAAGCGCAAAAGGGUGAGAAUUAUCAUAAGCCAAAACAGUGACUGGUGUAGUCUGUAAACUUCGUGCGAGUUUGAUCAACAACUAAAGCUCAAAGCUUGACAGUACUAUGAUUGAUGUGUUGGCUUGUUUGUAUGUUCGUGGCCAUGUGUAUUUAAGAAGUAAUUCUGCAAUGAGCGUCUUUAAUUAUUUUUUUGACAGCAAAUUUUCGAUGAAAAUAUCAACAAAGUGCAGAGAAAAAUCGAUGAUAUGAAGAAGAGUCAAGCACAGUGCGAGGAAACCAUGAGACUCAAGAACAAAAUGAUGGUACUUAGAUCUAUCUAGUGUUAAAAUGCUACUACGACGAAAAUUUUUGCGCAUUUUUCCGUCUUUUUUCAGCACAAAUCUUGGGUUUGUGUACUUAGACUCAGGGAACUUGCACGUAUAUUCAAAAACACAUUAAAAGCUUUCUUUAAAAAAGUUCAAAGGAAAUUAAUAGUUAAUGAAUGUCCUAGUUUAGUAAAAACGGCUGAAAUUUUAGUGCCGAUUUUCUGGAACAAAAAUGAUACAUAAAAAUAACAAGUAUAACCCUAAAAACAGUUUUUGUAGCCGUUCAGUGAAGUUAUACAUGUAGUUCACGUUUUAUGACGCUUAAAACGCUCUGCUGAGCCUUGUGUUUUUUAAUUCAGAAAACACUCAUAAACUUGCGAGGCCUCAGAUUUUUCGCUUAAAUCCAGUGUUUUGCUGAUAACACUUGCGCGUUAAAAUUUGUUCUCUUGCUUUUCUAGCGUGAAAACCAGCAGAAACUAAGACAGAUUGGCCAAGAUUUGAGCAAUGUUGAUGCCUCAGCAAACAGGCUCAAGUCAUUGGAAGAAGAACUGCAGAGGGCGGUGGGUACACCUCAAGAACAAAUUUCCUACUUUUGCCGUGCAUAAAGUUUAAAAUUUUGUUUGUACAAUAUGCCCGGUAAUUAUUUUUCUGUGUUUCAAAGUAUAUUUGAAGUACUUGGAAAAAUAGCUACAAGGAGAAAUCUCGAGAAUGAGGCAGGAGAACCUCGAUAACCAAAGGGAAGAAGUUGUUUUGAAGUAUUGUCUACCAAGUCACGUUUCUGAAUCUGCAACACUUGAAACUUGCAUCCUGUGUUUUUCUCUUCUUAGCCUGCAACCUGUAGAACGUGCUCCUCGUCUAAUUAGCCCAAAGCGGUUAUUUAAGCCUCUGUUAAUCCUCUACUAACUGCAUGUUUCAUGCAACAACAGAACAAAUGUUUUAAUAUAGAACACAUGGUACAUGCGAUAAUGUUGACAAACUGGUACAUGUACAUGGUAUGAAUGUGUCCCUACACGUUCAAUUAUAUUUCGUCCCUUCUUCAUCAGGAGCGUUAAAAGGAGAUGACUCCAGGGGGUGAAAAAAUAACCAGACAGUAGGAGUAAAUUGCUUCAUAGCGGUUGAUUUUUUUCUUCAUCCAGGAGAGGGAACUUAAUGCCGCUCAAGAGAGUGGCAAUGUUAAUGAAUUAGGAAAAGAGAUCGACAGGCUGCAAUCCGACAAGCGUAAUCUUGACAAUGAGCUACGGCAACUGAGGGAAGAGCAGCAAGCGAUGCACAUGCAGUCCACAACACAAGCUAAACUGGACAUGUUGUCUAAAGAAAAGAGCACAAAAGAAGAUGCAAUCCAAAAAAUGUAGGAAUGUGUGGAACGAUUGAUGUAUAUUUUGUAGUUCAUAUUUAUCGUUGUUUUUAGUUUUAUUUUUUAUUGUCGUUGGGUAUGUAAUGUAUUAUAAUGCAUUUGAAACAAAGGAAAAUAAAAUGAAAACUAAUGACACAAUUGAACUGCAACGAAUAAUAGCACUACUUCACGCUGUUGCCAAAAUACCGACGAGGCAGUUUUAUUAAGUCCUUAAUUGGCUAAAUACAAUAAGAACUUACUUCGUUAGUUUCUGUAUGACUUUCUCAAGUUUGAAGGUUUUUUUUAAAAAAAUGUUCCCUAUUUUUCACGUAGCACUCAGCUCCGGUGUCUUCAAAAGUGUUACUCAUUGGCAGUUAACUGCAUAUAACCACAUAUUGAAAGCAACGUGCUUCUGCUUUUUGUCUCUAGUAUGGACCGCCACGAAGAGGAUCUAAAAUCUAUGCUAGGGACACGAGGCACCUCAGAGAACCUCUACACAAGAUUACAAGAGCUUCUACGAGCGAAGGAAAGGGAACUGAGGGAAACUAGAAACAAUCUGCAGAAACUGAAACAACAGUUGUCUUCGAAGCAGACAAGAAAGCGGAUGAUUGAGUGAGAGUAUUUUUAUAUCUUUAUUUCUAUUUUAUUUGCUUUUUAGAUAAUUUUCGUAUAGUCAACUUUUUUCAACAAUAGCUGCUCAUCAAGAUCGACUGGCUUGAUGUAAAAGUCGCGAUGAGAAUGUACUUGUAACUUGCUUAACUUAACACUUAGGGAGCUCCUAAGAGCUUUUAAGGAUUCAUUUGGAAGUGGGAAGUGUUUAUUUAAACCAGGGUACCAGGUGAAAAAUCUCUCCUCUCAAGGUAGGAACCACUAACAACAAGAGGUCGACUUCGGGGCAUGGUCUCUAGUCAAAUUAGUGGGAUCGAGACAAGUGUUGCUCUAAUUAUUGCUCUACACUUGUCCCUCUCGCUUGAAUAAGUUAACGUUGAUCUCACAAGCCUUCUGUGCCUUUUUUUUUUCAACAGAGAGAACUUAAAAGACAAUGAGAAUAAAGCGCAACAGCAUAGAAGACAGAUCUCUGAAGCGUGUGGGGAAAAUGAUUACAACACCACGAGAGAAAGUAUCCGUGAAAGCAUUGCUAGUUUGCAGGAGUAAGUGAAUAUAGUGAGGUCCCCGAAGCCUUUUUUGUAUUUUCAAAAGCGGCAAAAAGGGCGUUAGCCAUUUUGUGCUUUUGUAACAAAUAUAUGCUUUAGCCGGUUUUAUUUUCUGAUUUUGCCUCAGUGAGAACAUUUCGUUUUGCUUGGCCAAAACACUGCCAAUCGAAAAGGGUUUCUGCCUCUCCACAUCCAGCUUUUAGACAAGCUCCCUGGUGAGAGGAGCCCUACCUUACCCUCCCAGAACAUUGUCGCAGCGUGUAAGAAAGAAAGUCAUCAAGCUCUGCGAAGUCUCAACAAAAAGCCAAGAUAAACCCUAGAAAAAUGAGAGAACAACAACAACAACUAAAACUUUGGCUGUGUUCCGCUUAUAGAGCGUUUUUACAUGACGUCACGGAGGCCACUUUCAAUGAAACAAUGAAACCGCGGCCAUGUUGGUGUUCCAAACCAAUCCUGUGGGAGUUAAACUCUUUUUUUUAUGUAAACGCUUUCUUUUGUUCUAAUUAGUUUGCUUAGAUGCUGGCCACGUGAUUGAAAACGCUCUAUAGACACGUAACUCGUAACGUAACUCGCGCUGAAGCACUUUCUUUGAUUCUAGUGAACGAGGUAUCAUUGGCUCCCUGGAGAAAAUCUACUCCAAGUAUGUGUCCAAACUGGAAAGUGAAGAUGUUCACACCAGCGGCUGUCCUCUGUGUCACCGAACAUUUGAAAGCAACAGGCAGAUUGCUGCUCUCGUCGAUGAGGUAAGACUUACAGUGUGAUGGCUUUGUGUUUUUCUUUUUCGCAAGAGCCGUAACUGAAGGUAAUGUUUAGGGACUACUAACCUAUCUCUACAGCAGAUACUUUUCAUUAUCUUCCAUAACUGACUUCUAUUUUUUUCUUUUUUAGUUGAGGAGAAAAAUUCAAACCCUUCCAGAUAAACGAGUGGCAAAUGAAAGAAGUCUCGUUGAAGAACAAAACCGCUAUGAUCGCAUUCUUGAACUGGCACCCGCUAAAGAAGCUGUAAGUAUUGACAUUGCUUUUGUUUUUGUUAUCAAGUGGUCGCCAGACAUAAAUUAUUGGUGGCCAGAAAAAGUCAAGGACAAUAUAUGACGUGAGGGGCGUGAAAUGAUGAAAAUGGCUGCCCAACAAUCGUAGUGGAAUUCGACGUCUCAAGGCUUUAAUCCCGGACAGCCAGGGUAGAAGAGACGAAUGAUAACGAAAAUGGAGCAUAAAUAAUAUUUCAUUUGAAUGUUCAUUUGACUUUAGCCGUAGAAAGACCAUAAACACAACUGAUAAAAAACACUACACCUUGGCACAUGACUUCUUACAACACGUCGCCAAAUUAGCAACUUUCCUUGUCAUAUUUGUGGCCAAAAUAUUUUUCCAUUGGCUGAUUAGCUGGUACAUGGUGUGAAUACAUCAAUUUUCUUCUCCUAGCUUGAGUCCUUGGAAAGCAACCACAUUCCUGAUAUCAGGUCCAAACUGGAAGAAAUGGACGACGAGGUGCGAAGGAUCAAGGAGGAGAUCACUGAGGUGCGUCAUGCCAUCAUUCAAUCCAUUUGUUGUAAAUGUAGAACGAGGUGUAAAAAGGUAUCAACAUCUCCGCGACUCUGAGAUUUCUGGAAACUCUCUUUAAGUAAUAGGAGCUAGCCUUGUUCAAACUGAAUCCUUCAGGACAACUGACUCGGAGGAACUCCUAGACAUGUUGUCGUAACUUGGGACCAAAACCAAACCAAACCAACGUUAUUAAGAGAGGAUGACCACCUACAGUUCCGAUAACUAAGAAACCUAUAGCCCGCUAAUUGUCUCAAUCUAGCUGGAGACACUUUCUAGAUGGAAUUGGAAUUUGGAAGUGCUGGUUUCUAAAACUGGAGUACCUGGAGCACAGAAGGGAGUGAACACAGGAGGGAACGAACAACAAACACAACCCACAUAUAAGGCUUCGACUCCGGGGCUCAAAUGCGAAACACAUUGGUGGGAGGCGAGUUCCUUUACUACUGUUCCAUCCCUGCUAAGAGCCGUUUAGUAUCGCUUCCAUGCUAAUAAUCAUGAUAGAUCCUUUCGCAACGUCUUAUCUAUGUUACCGUAAAAUUCCGAAAAUAAGCCCCUCCAAAUAUAAGCCCCACAAACUCGUAACGCAAAAAACCCGCCGUUACAUCGCCCCUCCGAAUAUAAGCCCCGUGGGGGGCUUGUACUUGGAAAUUGCCCUCAAAUACAACAACGGCAAAAACAGUAAGUUUCCUUCCAACUAUAAGGCUAGCCCAAUCGAUUUUGAAACGCAAAUUUCCCUCCGUAGAUAAGCCCCUCCGAAUAUAAGCCCUUCCAAAAAUAAGCCCCGAAAAGAGGGCCUUUGAGAAAUAUAAGCCCUGGGGCUUAUUUUCGGAAUUUUACGGUAUUUGUUUCACUUAUAUGCUGCAUUUGCUUGGUUUUAGCGUGAAGAUGUUCAGAGCAUCGCCGAAAGCGAGGAGCAGAGCGCUCGACAAAUGGAACCUGACAUCCGCAUGUUGGACAAAUACAAGUCAGAGCUCAAGGACAUGGACAGGAAUAUAUCCCUGCUGCAGUCCAAACUUCAUGGAGUCGGUGAGCAUGCCCACCUACCCCUCCCCUAAGCCAACAUUACCACUUACUUCUCACUUAGAACAAAAUGUUGGCUCAGGGGAGAAACGUAUAGUGAUCCCAAAGGGCCUUGGGUAAACGCGUUACAAAGCAUCAGAGUGAUCGAUCGUGGAUAUCUAGCGUUCUCAAGGGCUAAUUUUAGUGCUUAGCAUUUAGAAGGAGCUCCGCGUUUAGGCUUGGCAGUCCGCACUUCAUGGAGUCGGUUUUCCCUUGAAAACUUUGACGAAUUACAACAAAGGGCCUUGGAUAAACGCGUUUUAAAGCAUCAGUGAUCGAUCGUGGAUAGCUAGGGUGCUCAAGGGCUAAUUUUAGUGCUUAGCUCUUAGAAGGAACUCUGCGUUUAGGCUUGGGAAGAUUUAUAUACAUUAUAUUGAGUCAUAAAGACCUUACAGCUUCUGUAAAAGUUAAAAUCAAUUUCCAGAGGCAUAAUCAGUAAUUCCUUUCACUGGUGAAGUUGUGAGGCUAAGUAGAGCACUUACAAUAAUUAUAUACCAGAAUAUUUUUCACAUUGUUCAUUUUUUAGGUUGUGUGUCCUUUGUCAUCAUCUACCUGCUAAUGCGGUGUAUUGUACAGAUAUUGAAACGCCUUUUUUCUUUCUUUUUAAAGCUCCUGGUCGUACCAUGCAGUCAGUUUCCAACGACAUCUCGGAGAGACAAGAUCGAUCGUAAGUCUGACGUGAACCGUCAACCAUCGAACAUAAGUUUGUCUUUAGGUUAACGUCCAAGUAGUUGAUUGCAAUCAUUUUUUCAUGCAAAAAAUGCAUUUAAAAUCUCAGGCAUCCUGAUAACAUCCCUUUUCAAGUUGGAAGCAUUCAAAUCAGCACCGUCUAUUGGUAAUCAACUUUUACGCGUGUGGUUUAGAAUGUAACUUAUGUUUUUGAGGCAUGUGAACUAUUUGAGGUGAGGUUGAAACAUAGUUAUUUGAGUAAACUGGUUAUGAAAAGCGGCAAACAUCAAUGAUAAAAACAACAGUGCUGCAGUUUAUGUUGGAAGUACCGUGAAAGUGCACAAUCCUUUGUUUUCUGUUGGCAAAUUGUUACGGAAUAAAUUAAUGCAACGUUUUUAUUGGUCAAUACAAUCAAAAUGAUAGGAAUUCUUUUGAACGUUGUGCACUUUCAGGUCCACAAAAACAUAUAACAAAGGAGUCUGACGGGUUUCAUAACCAUUCCACUCAAUUAACUAUGGUUGAAACGAUAAGAAAAAUAGGCUGGUUGUGAGUGCAUAAUUAAUUAAUUUACUUAAUUAUUUCAAGAUUUCCACAAGGGCAGGUGAUAAAACAAUAGGACACUCGGUCUUCUUUUAGGUAUUUAUUACCGUAAUAGUCCCUUCCCUCGAGGAAACAUAGACCUGCCACACUGCCGUUGUCUACGUCGCCUCGUCUUUUUCUUCGAACAGCAGUGUGGGUUCCUUUGGGUUCUUACCCAGCACGGUCUAUCACUGAGAUUUGUUGUUACCCUGGUUUGUGGUCCCUCACGCUUAUCUGUCGCUCUUUCAACUAGGCAUUGAAACGGAGGGGAUAGGGGGUGGGUUAGGUCAGAUGCGAUUUGGAACUUUUUGGUAAAUAGUCUGCCUUUAUGGGCUACUAAAUUUUGAGUGCUUUUGAUUUGUUCUCAUUACAGAGACACCCUAAAUAACAAUAUUGACAGGAAGCGAACUCAGCUGAGUCAACUCCAAAGGCAGCUCAGUGACCUGGGGACGACUGUACAUGAACUGAAGUCACAGAAGGUUGGCUCAUUUCUUCAUUUCUCAUAUGCUCCUUUUUUGUGUUGUCAUAGUAACCAUUGACUGGCACUCGACAGAUGAUGACGGAUCAUCACUACUGGGAAUUAUAUUUUUUAUCCUCUUUAUUUUAGGUAACGUUCGCAGCCAAAAUAAUGUUCGAGUGUGAAUGUACAGUCAGACAGUAAACGAGCAAUAAUUGAUAUGAAAUUAACCUAACGGUGUCGUACGUGUUAAUACUUUUUCUGUCAGAUCCCUGGUAAAGCAUCUCUGUGGAAACUCGGGCGUGUUUAAAAAAUGAAUUUACUAAAACUUCGUUAACGACACGAAACACCCCAUCGUCGAAUUGUGUUAUCGUUUUAAACGUUUGGUCUCUUGCAAAUCACGUGUUUGGACAAUACCAUUCUGAGACUCUCCAUUUGUCAUUUACAUUUCUUUAAUACUGCGGUGCAUGAAUUUCUUAGAAUUUUAAUUUAAUACCGUGGCAACAAAGACUACAUCCGAAAUUUGCUUUUUCGGGUCAAAACUUCUAAUUAACUGCGAUGAAAUUAUCAUUCAGAAUAUAAAAUAUAUUAACACUAUUAUCAGUAAUUUAGGAAAGAUGUUAAUAUAAAGAGAAACGCCUUUGAGUAUAUUGUCUACUUUCUUCCGCUGUAAUCUUGAUCUAUAUAGAGAGAGAACGGCAAAAUUUUCAGUUAUAUUCGUCUGCCAAACUGCCAAGUUUCGUUGUUGUUGAGUUCUUGGUACAUGAGAAUUUGCACGAUAAUAGCAUAGAUAAGGUCCGACAUAGCUGUCUUGUAUUUCUAAGAUCUGGGAAGAUAACAGCAAUUGAUAAUUACGGUGGGGAAAAAAAAGCCACUUGAACCAGAGCAAUUGACUGGACGCAGGAAACACGAAUGAAGUGCAUUUUGUACAAGUUGUGAUGGCUACUAUAAAUUUAGCACUCUCUACAAGUACAUGAAAUUCAUCAUUUCAGUUUGUUCAAGUACACUUAGAAAGGACGGUUAUCGGCAAUUUUGAAAACGUCGAUAUAUAUUUUUUCUAGAGUAAAUACCAGGUUGUUUUCUAUCAGGGGGCUCUCUGUCAUGUCGAAGAUAACAAUAAAGAGCAACUAAUGUAGAUUAUGCUGGUUGGACGUUGUAAAUAAUGAAGGUCAACGUUUCGAAAAUCGGCGACCUGUUUCCCGGCACGUAAUUGAAUUCGUAGUGAAACACGAAUGGCAAUAAACGCCAGAAACGCACCGGGCGCUGUCCUUCAGCUAUUUUAGGUCUAGCUUUUCUUUAUUAGCAUUUAAUCAACAGAAGCGAUGACUCGACUCACUCACUGUUAAUAAGUAAUGACAUAAUAAGGUAAACUGUCUUGCCUUUGGCGAAGUAGUUUGUGAAUUGGCCCCAUCAAUUUAGGAUUAUAUCACUUGACUAGAUGUUAAAUUAUCAAGUGAAAUAAAAUUGUAGUUUACUAAACUAAAACGCGCCUGUUAAUAGUAAGAUGUUCUUGUAAUGAGAAAAUGAAUUCUUAAAGCGUUUCCCUUCAAUUCGUGAUCAUUAAUUAUGACAUAUAUUGCUUCUUUAAAAUGACAGUGGCGUUUUCUGACAACAAGACCUAUCUGGAAGAGAUGAUUCUGCAAAUAAUGAGAUGUUCUUGUCACGAAAAGAUGAAUUCUUAACGCGGUUCCGUUCAAUUCGUGAUCUUAAUUUAUGAUAUAUAUUGCUGCUGCAAAAUGACAUUGGCGUGUUCUGACAAAAAGAGAUCUAUCUGGAAGACAUGAAUUUGCAAAUAAUGUGAUAUCGUAUAGACAUGUCCACGGCAUACAGCACGCAUGGAGUUCAGCUGCCGUGUGUUUAGCUUAUUAUCAUACAAACAAACUGAAGCUAAAGUUAGGGUCGUGGGGGAACUGCAUUGACAAAACACCUGCUUCUUCAGCUUCCUGCUUUCACAGAGGCGUGUUAUGAAUACCACAAAGUACAUGUUGUUGUGCACGAGUUGACCGGUAAAUCUCAGGACAGGUUUAGUUGUUACGUCCAUCUAAACGUGUUUUCUGCAGUAAAAUGACAACCACGGUGAAUAUUACUGGAGACGGACCUAAGUCGAGUUCCUUUGUACAUUUAUUUUGUUCUCCGGCAGAAUUAACCGGCGUCCUGGUCGAGUUAAUUUUCCUUAUAACGCUGAACAUUGUUUUAUCCAUCACCACAAUUUUGGGAAAUACUCUGAUUCUUAUUGCCCUCCAGAAGGAGUCAUCACUUUAUCCGCCCAUCAAACUCCUGUUUCGCUGUCUAGCAACAACCGAUCUCCUCGCCGGCCUUAUUUCAGAACCCCUCUUCGUUGGUAAUUUGACAUUCGUGUUGAACGAACGCUGGACCAUUUGUCGCUACACAUCUAUGGCAAGCUUCCUCGUAGGAUAUAUCUUGGCUUCAGUGUCUUUAUUAACAGUAACUGCUAUCAGCGUAGACAGGCUUCUCGCUCUGUUAUUAGGUUUAAGGUACAGACACUUUGUCACAUGGCGGCGUACUUGUGUAACUGCGACUUUACUCUGGGUUGUCGCCAUUGUUGGCACCGCAAUGUUCUUUUGGAAUCAUCGUAUUACUUUGUGGUAUGGGUAUAUAGGCAUAUCUUUGUGUCUUUUUACCUCGGUUGCAUCCUACUCAAAGAUUUUCAUCGCUCUUCGCCAUCAUCAAAAUCACGUGCAAAGUCAUGUUCCUCAAGACCGCCCAAACCAGACGGGUACACUGAAUAUCGCGCGGUUCAAAAAAGCGGUGUCCAGUGCAGUAUGGGUGCAGUUGACUUUAGUCGUCUGUUAUCUGCCGUACGUUAUUGCAGAUGCUCUGAUUGCUGACAAGAAAUCAUCUUCAUUAGCUUACGUUGUUAAGGAAUCAACAGUGACUUUAGUUUUCUUGAAUUCGUCUUUGAAUCCAAUUCUUUAUUGCUGGAAGAUCAAAGAAGUGAGACAAGCUGUCAAAGACACAAUCAGACAACUCUAUUCUUUAGCUUCUUAACCCUUUCAAUCCCAAAAGUCACCAAAGUCAAAAUUCGACAAAAUUUCCAAAUUUUAUUUUGUAAAUGCUGAACUAAAAUUAAUGGAACCAGAUGAAAGUGCUCGCAAAGAGAUUCAAUUUGAAUGGUCACACUUCAGCAUUUUGACCACUUACUCAAAAGUUAGAAGCACUUUUCAAGACUCCAUCUUUCCCUUUGGGAGGGAAAGAGUUAAAUGUCGUCCGGGUUUACAUCAUAAAAAAACUUUCAUGCUAUUUCAAAAUAGGUCGCCUUUGUCGAUCCGCGCGAAGCGAUCUUUGUUUUAAAGAAGAGUAAUUACCCCGACUGUGCACGCAUCAGUCUCUUAAGAUCUUUGAUAGCGUUAGAUUUGCCAUCACUGUCGAAACAACUGCUACUGGGUUGGAGGUUCUAGCCAAACACUUUAGUGCCGUCUUAAGACAGAAUAGGUUAUCGCUUUAACUUGAGUUAAUAAAAAGCAGCUUUAUACAAACCCUCUCGCCAUGAUGUUGUUUUUAUCUGAAAAUUAUUGUUUUAUGGCCUUUUUAGCCUGUUGGUGUUUUAAGAAUGUGAUGCUGAGUUCAGACAUUGAUUUCUGUUUUUGUCACUUUCCAACUGGAUGAAUUGAAAGCUACAAGAGAAUACAAUAGUAGAUUUCAUUGGCAAUUCGCACGCUACAAUUUUGUAACGAGCACAAUUUACUAUCAUUUUUAUUUUUUACUUCAAAUUCAAUAUUUUCAUUGAGUGAAAAUAAAUACUGUGGUUAAAAAUUUUCAGAAGGGAAAGUGGGUGAAAACGCGGAAUUUUUUUUGAUAUAAUUGUAGAAACCAUGUGCAUAAAUUUACGCGGCCACGUGGGUGUGCAACUUUCCUUGUGCGGUUUUACAGUUCAUGUUGUUAGGUAAAAUAAUGAGCUGUUUCAUCGUCAGGGUUAAGAAACCUCUUAGUUCUUUUUUGUUUUGGCUGCAAUGAUUUUGCCCAUGAAUGUUGAUCAUUUUGAGGUUGCGUCUCAGAGUCUGUGGUGUAUGUGUCGAAUUGCAUUACGGGAUUGUUUUGAGGGUCGAAGGCUUCUACUAUUGGCUAUUAUCAAGUUUAAAUUUGUUCCCCAAAACAGUCCAAUAAUACACUAAUUCAAGAGACCACCAACCAAGUUUUAAAGUGAAACCUCAAAACGGUCAAUUCUAUCCCGAAUUCCUACCCCUGGGUCUUCGGGAAUGGCUACUAGAGAUCUUUAGAUUCGAGGACGAGAUUUGACUCAAAAGUUAACACGGUUAUUUUUAUUGAUAGAGGUUAAGCACUCUCCGAUCGCAAAGUGAUAAUACUCCUGACAUUUGAUAACUUUUUUCCGUUACUGGGACAUUGCCCUAAAACCUGUAGCAGAAUGACGCCGGUUAUCACAUUUUCACGUCAAAGUGACGCUGGUUUACGCACUCACACUAUUUAGUAUAAAGGAAAUAUCGUUCUCGUUGUCGUCUUUGUCUUAGAUUCUAAAGUUUUCUACUGUCAAACAACGCACACUACCUCUGAGCGCAACUACGUAAAUUUUUGUUUCCACUUAGCUACGUUUGACAGCGCAGCUCCAGACAAGAACGCGUUUGGAACAGCAGAAAGCUGAACUAACCGCAAAUAACAGUGCUUUCACAAGAGAGAUUAAGGUGAGUAGGAGUGUUAAAGUUUUUGUAGCUGUAAUUUGGUUUAGUCUACAGCGUACAGCACUACUGAAUUAGUUGAAAUAGAUCGUCACGCGAGCACGGUUCUUUUUUUUUACUACCUCUUAGGCUCAAAUGCUUGCAUGCAAGCAGGUUAUAUCAACUAAUCUAGGUUUUCCAAAUUGAAAAUCUAUCUUAUGCCAUAGUCUCAAUACAAAUCCCAUUCUAAAACAAAUUGUACUUUUCUUUUUACCUCGCACAGGAAGCAGAAGCGGAGCUUGGUCCUAUCGCGGUAUGUAUUAUCUUUUUGGUUUAUCAGUUUAGACCUUGUUACAUGCGAAAAUGUCAAGCGGAAACUGCUAAGCAAUGGCGUUGUAAAAAAGUUUUAGCAAGUAUUGGCGCAUGUAACAGCAGUCGAAACUUGAUUUGAGAAAUGCUAUUCCAACUGGUGUGCUCAGCUUAGCUUAACGAAACUAGUUUAUACAAGAAGCAUUACAUUACAGCAGUACUGCGACAGUUUUAGAAAUAGAGGUUGGACUGUUUUCUUGGUGAAACUGUCUGGUAACGAAAAUUUGAAAACGCUCCCACUGAACUUGUCAUGUUACACGGAACAAUUCUUGCUAGCACUUGUUUCAAAGCCUCUGAAGAUACCUUUCGAAUGAGUUGUUCCGCAAAUAGUUCGUUUGUAGUGCCCUAGGGAUUCAGUGUUGACUAAUUUUUUUUUAAUGUAGGAAAAACUUGAAGAACUCCAAACGCAAAAACGAGACGUUGUUAGUCAAAAGGAGGCCUCCGAUGAUGAGAACCGUAAAGUGGUUAGUGUAAAUGUUCUGCGUAUUUAAUGUUCAACGUUCUUGAUCUAUUUGAUUAUGAAUGGAUAACUACAAUCCUGGAGAAAAGCCAUUGGGACAGUAAAAGCACAUCAGCAGUUCUAAGUAAAUAUCCAAGUAACGUUCGGAAAGGCAGUACUGCCCUUUUUUAAAAUGGUGAACCCCUCCCCCUUCAGCCCCACCCAAUAGAAUGUUGAAAGAUCAAAGAAAUUGUGUCUUGACGGUUUCAACGCUAUCCAUGGGGCGGAAGGGGGAGGGGGUGGGGAGGUGCAUUGUUAGUCGAACGCGAAUGUUUCUUUAGUGUGUGUUGAAAAGCGUUAGAACUGUACAACUGCCGCAAGGCUUUUGUCCAUGAUUGUAGGUACUAUUUGAUUUGCUUUUAAUUACAGGUUUUGUCAAUGGUUAUCGCAUUGCGAUCAGCUUAAUUUGUUUUUGUGGGAACAUUACAAAAAAAUAAACAAAUUCCAUCAAUUCUAUUAGUCAAACAUUCAAUCAUCAACGUGGUAGCCAGAAAUACGGCAUAGACAAGGCAAGACCUGCUAUGGCUGACCUGAGGCGAUAAAUGGGUAGGGGACAAGCCUCGCAGAAAAUUUUCUAAACUAAAAGCUCAGAAACGCUAUUCUCAGCAUUUCUUGAGAAACACUAAUCUCGCACAAACUGAGGAUUCUUUUCCCUCUUGACAGGCUUAUUGCAAAUUAGGCCAACAUACUUCGUGAUCUUGUAAACUUUUCAAAUUUUCACAUUUGAAAUGUUUUAAAAAUCACAUUUCUGCUAAUGAACUUUGUGCGCUUAAAAUAGUUUUUCACUGAACUGAAAUGAUUUCGAGAGUUUUGAGAAACGCUUGCUAGGUCAAUCAAUCAAUCAAUCAAUCAAUCAAUCAAUCAAUCAAUCAAUCAAUCAAUCAAUCAAUAAAUAAAUCAAUCAACCCGUUAUGUGUUUGUUUUUUAACAGCUCAACGAAAUUAAAACAAGAGGAGACAAAGUGCGAGAAAGAAACGCAGAAAUCAAACGGUAAUGUAGAAUUAAGAAUAUACCCAUUAAGGAAUCUUUCUUCAAUCACCAAGAGCGGCGUUAUUUCCCCUCAGUUUGAACAUAGUGAAUAGAGUGGAAUGGUCAUGAAACCCGUCGGACUCCUUUGUUAUAUGUUUUUGUACACCUUACGGUGCACAACGUUCAAAAGCAUUCCUAACAUUUUGAUCGUAUUUCCCCACGAAUUCUAUCGCUGUCUGCUCUGGCAAUAGCAGAAGAAGUGGUCAAGUUGAUUGAUAUAUUUAUUGAGAAACGCGAUUGGCUAUUGGAAUUGAACAGAAGAAAUGUUUCGCCUAUCUUUACCUUUAUCUUUUUGCAACCAUGGCUAAAUUGAACGAGAAAGUUAUUUUGAUAUGUCCAAUUAUAUGACUAUAUUCGAUCACACUUCUCAUUGAAUCUGUCUGGCUUCCUCAAAGUAGACUACGAGUAGUCCCCCAUUUUUCCUCAGGGAUAGUAGAGCGAGCGAAACGCGAGCGCGCGUGAAAAUCACCCCACGCGACACGCGGCGGGGAGAGAGAAAAAUGUCGCCUCUUCUCGCGUGGGGUGAUUUUCACGCGUGCUCGCGUUUCGCUUGCUCUACUAUACGUGAGGAAAAAUGGGGGACUACUCGUAGUCUAUCCUCAAAGGGCACUCAUGCUGUUCUGCGCUUUUUAAGAUGACCGAAGACUGACUUAAUUAGUAAUAUAUUACAAGACAAAAGAAAUACGUGAGAUUAAGGUAUAAAUACUAAGCUAAAAGAUAACUACAUAUUGCUACAUAACUUAAAAUUAUGAUCUAGAAAAGGAGAAAAAAUUCUAUCCCUAAACUGACCUAAUUUAAUUUGGUUAUAUAAAGCACUCUUUAAAAUAUUUACAGAAGUUGUCACAGAGAAUGUGCGACCACCCUCCUUCGCUCUAUUGCAUCUUCUAGGCAAUAUGUUAUACAUCAUUAGGCUGCGAGCAGUUUUUUACUUUUUGCAAUGUUACUCCACGAGUAACCUGUGCACGCGAGCGGCGACCGCGAGAUGCGAGCUGCGAUGACGUCGUUAUUUGCAAUCGCGCUGGAUGGAAUAACACGGACUGCAAGCAGUCUAAUACAUCAUCUCUUCUUUGUAUCAGUUCGUGGGCAGUGAAAACCCGCGAAAAAAAAAGAAAGGAAAAGAGCCUAAGAGGUCUUAACUCGACACAGUUAAAUGUAUUCUUGUUUUUGAAUAAAAAAAUCACCGAUCUGCUUUUCAAAAUAUUUAAAAACAAAUGAGAUAAGUUAAAUGUUUUGCUGAAGAAAUUUCGCCAUAAUAUAGUAGUGCGUAUAGUGUUUUUCCCUUAAAGUUAUCAAUUAAGCAUUUCAUGCACAAAUUACAACUCUUGCGCUCCUCUGUGAUCUAUUUUAUUUCGACUCCAUCUUUGACUUAACUUUCAUCACUGAAUAUCAGAGUUUAGCCGUAGAUUUCAUGUUGUGUUUACUCUUCCUCAUCCUGUCGGAAUUCCAUGUUUGUUUUCAUCGUUUUUUUAAUUCGUCGUUUUCUGUUUUCACCUGCGCCAUGAAUUCGUCCCUUUCAGAAAAUCUGACGCGAGGAUUUCGUUCUCGUUAUUGUUUCAAAGAUUCAAUUUCUUCGUCACCCGGUUGAUAUUUUGUCGUUUUGGUCGUCUUGUCCUCGACAAAUGUUCCCAUUUGAACAGUUGAUGUCACCCCCACAGAAUUACUUCUCGACUUGGUUUGUAUAACCGUUCCGAAAAUUAAGACCGAUAUGAUGUACUCGCAAGCUCUCAUCAAGAACGUCAACGUAUAACGUGUGCACAUGGUCGUGCUGUUGAUUUCCAAUUCUACUAAGAUGCCGUAAUCACUAGCCGCCAUGCAAAUGCUCAGUAUGAGCGAAACGGCAGAAAUGGUGGGAGAUAAAAAGACAAGAAUGAUAAUGUUCUUUAACCUUCCUCCCCUUAUAGAGUGGCCUAGCUGUCGCGAUGAUUUUAAGUUUCUCCACAUUCUGUAACCCGCUAUCGUGUAACCAGCACAAAUUAGUAUUCCCCAGAUGAAGAUCGCCACAUACGAAGCAAAGUACCAGAAUGCUCGGUCUGAAUAUAAGACCAGCAGAUUAAAUGUCAGCAUAAUUGAAGAUAAAAAAGCAGUUAUACCUAGCAACACCCAGAUGUUUUGAAGCCAUGGGGCGGCAAGUGAAGUUUUAGUCGUUUCUAAUAGGAUGAGAAGUAAGAUGCUAAACGCGGACAAAGUCAGUGCCAUUGAGAAACAGUCCAUAAGAAGCGAUGCUAUGAAUGUACCAAUCGAUGCAUUGUUCAUCGAUAUUGGGCUCCAAACUAGUGCGACUGUCUUAAGAGUCGCGGCUAGAAAUAAAAUGGCUGUAGUGAAUCGACCGUGGUUGUUCCGUUUGUUGGGUUUAGGCCUUAUGCAUUGCUGAACAACCACUAGAAGACAACUCAGAGCAAGGACACCGAACAACGCAGCGAAUAUGUAAGUGUAACACUCCCAAGCCCAGUGAUCGAGGAAUUUUUGAAGACUUUCUGUUAAGGGAGAUGUAGUUGAUGACUUUUCGUCCUGUAGCAUUGUAAAACGCUCUCAAUUUAUUCGACCUUCUUUGAUCUCUCACCUUUCCAACUGCUGUAUUUACCGAAGUGUCUGUUUUCGCCGCUUUUUUACAUGCAGAUGUAUUGCUUUUGACGAUUGUUUUAGUGUCAUAUAUAAUUGAGUUUGUUUUGUUUCUAGCGCCGGAACCUUUUGUCUAGCUUGUCGUUAUUAAUCUGGUCGUGGGAAAGAUAAUUACUAAAAAAGUCCUUCCUUUAAAAGUCUUGUUUGACAACUUCCCGCAGUCUUGCCGUGUUUGUGAGUCUUAAAACGUCAAAAACGUGAAAAGAAUCUCGGUCAAAUCUACUUUUUCAGGGUCUUAACAGACCUGGGGUCUUAAGUUAAUUACACAGAUUCGAUGAUUACAUUCAUAUUCGUUUGUUUCAGCCGCCGUUUAUAUGUAACAGUUUUAAGUCCAAUUUUAUAUAACCUAGCCUGCGUCGUAGACGGACUAAAUCCUAGCUUGUGAACAGUGAUAUAGUCUUCGAGUUCUCUACGCAAGCCUCGAGCGGUAAGUCCGACUGCAACUCAGGCUGUCAUAACAACGGUCUUUUGCAUCUGCUCAAUUGGCAGUUCACUCCUGAUUCGGUUUAUUUUAUUUCAUUUUUUUAUUUGUUCUUCCCAAAAAUGCAAAAUGAAAACGGAAACAACAAAACUGUAUAUUAAGCAAAGCAUUCUGUUUUUCUGUAAAUUUGCAACAUUGAUCAGUCAAAACCGUUCGCGACUGACAACUUCAGCUGUCCAAUCAAUCACCGCGACCAGCUUGUUUGCUUGAUUUUGUUUUUGUUUUGAUUUUUUUAACGAUCAUAAAAAAACACAUCUAAUUUAUGAAUCAGUCAAGUACAAAAUGAAUUUCUACAGAGUCUUUUCACUCCCGUGGCCAGCGUCUAUGCAAAUUUAUCGGAACAAAAGAAGGCGUUUAUAUACAAAAAUAGAGUUCAACUCCUACAUGAUUGGUUAGCGGACGGACCAUUAGAAAACUUAUGGGGGGGCGGGGGGGCGAAGUACAAAAAAAAAUACUCGCGCAAGAGAAAAUUAAACGAAGAACCCUAAGAAACAUUCAUGCUAUGACCUAAAAAAAUUCCAAGGAAUUUGAUAACGAAAAAAAAUUCCUGUGGCUCGAAAAUUCCCCUCCCCCGCCCCCAUAACUUUUCCGUCCCUUAGGAACACCAACAUGGCCGCCGUUUCCUUGUUUUGGGACACCAAUAAUGCCGCCGUGACGUCGUGUGAAGACAGACGCUGUAUUGGUACUAUAUUCAGGACUUGUGAAUACUGUGGCACAUUUUUGUUUGAGGCACUACAGUAUUUCCUUUUUUGGGGCCUUACAUUGAAGAGUCUUGAUAUAUUUGGUCAAUUUGACAAGCACUCUGGUACGCUAAUCUAUACCUCAUCGUCUGUCUUUGUUCUGUCUACGGUGAACGUCCCCAGCUGAAGCGCCGCUUCUUCUUUCAGCGGACGACUUCGGGAUUUCUUUUCAAUGGCGAUACCAAAGAUUAAAACCAUGAUGGCAAAAUCGCAUAAUUUUCGAAGAAACUUUAUAGCAUACCUUGACCUAAUUGUCUUUUCAGCGAUUUCUAAGCCCUUUAAUAUCCCGUAAUUGUUAGCAGCAAUGCAGAGAUUCAGUAUUAACGAUGCUGCGGUUAUUAAAGGUGCUGAAAGCACCAACUGGAUGAUCUUUUGCAAUCUUCUUUCUCUCGCGGAGCGACCUAGUUGUCGCGAGGAUUUUAAGUUCCUCCACAUUCUUCUCCCUGCCACUGCGUAUCCUACACAAAUUAGCAAUCCCCAGAUGAAGAGGUGUAUGUGCGAAAAAAAGCGCCAAAAUUUUCUGUUUUUCAACAAGACCAGCAAGUUGAAUGUGAGCAUAAUUGCUGUUAAAAGGGCCGUUAUGCCAAGCAAGGCCCAGAUGUUUUGAAGCUUUGGCGCGGCAAGCGAUGUCUUUGUCGUUUCUAGCAGUAUGAGAAGCAGUAUGCUUAGUGCAGACAGCAUCAAGGCCGUGGAUAGGCAGUCUACGAUUAGAGAUGCUGCGAAUAUUUCAUUUGGAGCAUCAUCAAGUACUUUUGGGCUCCAGAGUAAAGCGACGACUUUCAUCGUUGCGGCAAUAAACAACUGGAAAGUUGUGAAUCGAACGUAAAUACCGCUGCUAUGUGAAGGCUGUGUCCAUUGUCUAAUAAGGACAACUAAACAGCUCAAGGCGAAAACUCCGAACAAAGCUACGAAUAAGUAAGUGUAGAAGUCCCAAGACCAGUGAUCGAAGAAUUUGCGAGAACGUGACGGUGUAUGAUGUGUGGUUGUUGAAAGAGCCCUGGUAGUCGAUUGCGCGCUGCUAUUUGAGUUAUCCAGUUUAUCCAUGCUGCGGUUUGAACACGAGGGUAUUGAGAUUGGACCAUUUCAAAUACCGAAUUUGUUAAAAAAUUAAUGUGCUUUACUUGGCUGUUGAUCAUCAAUUAUAAAACCUGCAUAUUAAUGUGUUAUUCUCGUGUUUGUUAAAUAUAAACCUUAACGAGCAAUGUUUGUAUUAGAAAGGGUUGUUUUGAAGUUAAAACAAACGAGUUGUUCUAUUGAAUGGUUUUAGUAAUUUUAAUUUACCAAGCAGACAAGUCAAGGCAAUGAAAAUUUAAGACGUUACUCGGAAACGCGCCGAAUCUGUCCAACCAUCGCUACAUGGUUAAAAUCGUCCAUGGUCACCUGCACGAUACCUUUAAGCGACCAAUAGAGGCUUUCUUUGUCAGUUACGAAUGUCACUAAAUAAUGAUUAAUUUUUAUUCAAACCACGUAUUCAAGCGAAAAGAAAAUAACGCAAAUGGCCUUUUAAUUAUUAAUACGCUUCUUGCUGGCUGCUAUUAAAUUUCUAUUCAACAGCAACAUGGGUUAAUUUGAACAGUCGUUUCAGCUGCCAAUUUAAACUCAAAAUUUCCGUUUAUAACUGACCUUCCUAAAAGCUGUUACGACGUUUAAUAUUUCUCAAUCGCUUCAGUGGACAAUUUUGAUACAAAAUACCGAUUUUUAAUAACCUGCUCUUUCAUCACUGUUUGAUAUUCAUUCAGAAAAAAACGCAUAAUUAUUUUAUUUGUUAUUUCAUUUAUUAAAUUUUAUAAUCUUUACCAUAACCAAUUUUUUUUGCUUUUGUAUGCGUGCUCAUUUUGUUUCCAAUAUUUGCUUUUGAACUAAGGCAGUUAAUCUCCUGUAACAUCGGCCUUUUCUGACGGACCAGAACCUACCCUUCCCAGCUAGGAAAGAUUCCCUCUGCGCCUGGAUACCCCGAGAAAAUGUCCACUGCGUUUAUAAGCGUUUUAAGUUAAGGUUGUUUUCUGUUUUCAUUUCCUAAGAUUUUAUUGUGCUGCAUGAAACAUGCAUGAACAAUAAAUGCAAAUAUAUUUUCACUGCUAAUUGUACAACGCCCGCAUUUGCGCCACUUCCAGCAAGUUGCCUAGACAACUUAUGACACUUGCACUAAGUUACUGUGACAACGGAGGUUUCGUCAUAAAGGCCAAAAUUCCCCUUUUGAAACUACUAAAAACUUGUUUGACGAAUGGUAACAAAAAUCUUUAAAAUGAUCGAACAGUGAACAGUAGUAACAGACACUCGGCUCUGAAUUAUGGUCAAAGUUUCAAAGUGACUUCCUUGGGAAUUCAAAAAUGUGUUCGUAGCUUCAGAGGUGGUCGUUUACGAGAACGGGCUCUCGUAAGCGACCAGGUGAAACGCGUAUUUUACAUUAGAAGGGCAGUUACUUACGAGAGCUUUUAGCCAAAGUUUGACACAUGUUAUUUAUUACCGAUACCUCAUUUAGAUAAUGUACUACCUUAAAUUUAUCCUACGUGAGGUCAAUGCUUGAUCAAUGAGGUGUUGCAAUACUCGGGUCUUGACUGGAACUGUUUGCCUACAAGAGUGUUCGCAAGUAGUGCGUGGGCUGUAAUUUUCUGUUCUUUUCUCGAUUUUUGCAAUUUUUUCGAGUUCAAAGUCAAGUAUUUCAUUUCACUUUCUGUAAAAACAAUAAGAAUACUUCAGGUGUCUCUCAAUUAACUGACGCAAACAAAUCCUUUUUGGAAUAAAAAGCCCAAUAUUUCCACUUUUUUCUUUGAGUUGAAAAACGCAAGAUUGCCUCUCAAACCCUAAUUUCUGAUCCAUUAAGGUUAGCCUUCAGGCCAAUACCACAGGAUAAUUUGCACAGCUGGUUUGUGUACCACAUUUUUAUUCUAAUAUAUAUAUAUAUUUUUUAUUAAACUGCCGUGCAUACAUUGCUAGUAUAUGUCACCGUAAAUGUCAUGUAGUUUCUUUAAAUUCUAAAAUUUUAUGCAACGAUAUGAUAUUCCGAAUGCGACGGGACAUUUUCCAUUUGAUCAUUUGAAUAACAAAAAUAUUUAAGUUAGGAGAGUUUGGUCAUAUUUUUUAUUUCAUUUAAAAUGAUUUUUCACAAUUGAGCAAUAGGUUCUCUUUGAUGAGUUUUUUUAAAAAUCAAUUUUAUCGUUAGUUUUAUUACUAUUUUCUUUAGCUGCAAGCCCAUUAUCGCUCAUUACACUACCCUAAAACAAAGGAAAAUAAGAUUUAUAAGAAAGAAAAAAUCCCAACCACUAUAUACAUUCGGGAGUACGUCCUUCUUUCGAACUUCAUUCAAUGUCUCAUCUAUAUUCACAGGAUUGAUCCGGAUUUGCUCAUUUGGCAAUCUCAUAUUAAUAAUUUCGAAUUUGUACCAUGACUGACGUAAACAAAUCCUUUUUGAAAUAAAAAGCCCAAUAUUUCCCCUUUUUUCUUUCAGUUUAAAAACGCAAGAUUGCCUUUCAGACCCUAAUUUCUGAUCCAUCAAGGUUAGCCUUCAGGCCGCGGUUGUUCAAAUGUUGGAUAGCGCUAUCCACCGGAUAAAUCAUUAUCCGGGGGAUAACUAUUGGGGAAACUAAUUGCAAUAUCCACUGGAUAGAGAUUUGUCCGGUGGAAAGUGCUAUCCAGCCUUUGAACAACCGAGGCCAGGCCAAUACCACAGGAUAAUUUGCUCAGCUGGUUUGUGCACCACAUUUUUAUUCUAAUUUUUUUUAAAUUAAACUGCUUUGCAUACAUUGCCAGUAUGUCACCGUAAAUCCAUAGUAGUUUCUUUAAAUUCUAAAAUUUCAUGCAACGAUAUGAUAUUCCAAAUGGGACGGGACAUUUUCCACUUGGUCAUUUGAAUAACAAAGAUAUUUAAGUUAGGAGAAUUUUAUCAUUUUUUUUUAUUAAUGAUCUUUUACAAUUGAGCAAUAGGUUCUCUUUGAUGAGUUUGGUUUAAUUCAGUUUUAUCCUUAGUUUUAUGUCUAUUUUCUUUAGCUGCGAGCCAAUUAUCGUUCAUUACACUACCCUAAAACAAAGGAAAAUAAGAUUUAUAAGAAAGAAAAAAAUUGAACCACUAUAUACAUUUGGGUGUAAUUCCUUCUUUCGAACUUCACUCAAUGUCUCAUCUAUAUUCACAGGAUUGGCUGAAUUUGCUCAUUCGGCAAUCUCUUGUAACAUACCGUCGACCUUUAGUCGUAUUCCCGUAAUUGAGAGUAAAUUUUUUCACCUGCGGUCUCUCUCUUUUCACGACAAUUCCAAAAUUAUUAGUUAACUUUGUUCACUAUGAUAGUCUUGUCCAUGUCUUGUUCUUCCCUGUGGUGUUUACUCGUUGUGUCGUCGCUGAAUGUUCCGAGCGUUAUUGCCGGAGCGUCAUUCACAAAGCGGCCCCUGACUUUUUUCCACACAACGAUUCCAAAGAUCAAAGACAUUACGGCAAACUCGCCACUUCUUUUUAGAAACAUGAUUGCAUAUGUUGACCAAAACCACUCUCUAGUUACCUUUCUACCUGUGUACAAGCUGUAGUUCUUUGCGUCCAGUACAAUACUCAGCACUAGCAUCAGUGCAGCUAAAAAAGCUGAUAUAAAUACUUGCCUGAUAAUAUAUUUUGAUCUUGGCUCGCCCGUAGCGCGUCCUAGUUGUCGCGAUGAUUUUAAGUUCCUCCACAUUCUGUAUCCUGCAACGAUGUAUCCGACGCAAAUUACUAUUCCCAAGACGGAGAGAAUCGAAUUCGAAAGUAAAUGCCAGAUUCCUCGGAGCCUGUAGAAUACUAGCAAGCUAAAUAUCAGUAAAAUUGCUGUAUAAGCAGCCGUAAUACAAAGCAAAACCCAAAUGUUCUGUAGCUUUGGAGCUGUCAGUGAAGUCUUGGUUGUUUCUAGAAGUAUAAGAAGCAGAAUGCUAAAUGCGGAUAGUAUUAAAGCCUCCGAGAAGGACUCUAUGAAUAAGUCUGCCAUGAAAAUUUCCUUUGGCGCAUCCUGUAAGAACAGUGGAAUGAUGAGAUGUCUGAGAAAUUUGAGCGUUGCAGCAAGUAGUAACUCAACUGUUAUAAAUCGGCCAUGAUUAUUUCCGUUUCUUGCAGCCUGUACCCAUUGCUGAACGAAAGCAAUGAAAAUGAUAACCGCCAAUGCUCCGAACAGUGUUACGAAUGUGUACGAAUAGAGCUUCAAAGCCCAAUGAUCUGAGAGUUCGUUAGGAUUAGGGGAUGAAUUGUACAUGCUCAUUCGAUGAUACGUUGUGAAGAGUAUCUCCGAAAUUCGUAUUUUCUGACAUAUUUAGAAACUAUCCGGUAAUUUGCCAGUAAUCGGUUAAGAGAGAUGUUUAUCAUAAGGUGAAUCCAUAUGCUAAUGAUGUGUAUUAAGAACAGGUAGAAAGAACCAGCUGGGAACUAGUUUUACUCAAAAAGAAACGUACGAGUCAAGACAGUAAGUUUCUUGUCAAUCAAAAUUAUGUUUUGAGCUGGAAUGGACAAGAUAAUUGUUAAGGAUGAAGCUGUUAUAAAAAACUUAUUUUUGUGCCUACAAGAUUAACAAUAAAGGACAAAUAAAGGAAAAAACACUUAGUAUGGUUGUCGUGUGCUUAAAACUGGCGUUCCCCGUUGGCCAUGAACGGAAUCCCAAAUCACUACUUUAAUGGGUUUGAACGCGGUCGCUCAUUUCAGCCACAAAAUAGGGGAAGUAACACAGGAGGCGUUUCAAUCAGUCGAGAAACAAACACUCUAACAGUCUGUUUCUGAGUGGUUAAAAAAACUUGGAUUUAUCAAACCACUCUGCACAAUUUCCUACGAUGUAAAUCCCUCAAGUUUUUACAAGAAUUCAGCUAAGGAUUUGCUCGCGAAAACGUGAAAAGUGUUCAUCACGUUUUUCGAGAAAUACUUCAAGGGGUAAUAUAUCUGCCCUGGGGCAAUGAAUGAUUUUCCAGUAAUCGGAGACUUAGUUAUACGCACAGGUUUAUGGGAUCGCCAGGGGGCAAACAGUGCAAGUAUCUCUUUAUUAAAAACUCAUGAUCUGACUCCACGUACUAAGAAAAUUCAGAUAUGACGUCAUGACGGGAAAAACGUGUGAUAUAAUUACAGCAAACGGAAAUACGAAAUCAGUGUAGGUACAAAGAUUGGCAGAAUAGCUACGGUUUAUUAAUCGGCUGCUGGCAAGGUACAGUUUUCUAAAUAUGCCAGAAAACAAGGAUUUUGGAGAUACUUUGUUCGCAAACGCACCCUCGAACAGGUACAAUCCAUCCUCGAAUCCUGACGAACUCUCAGAUCAUUGGGCUUUGAAGCUCUAUUCGUACACAUUCGUAACACUGUUCGGAGCAAUGGCGGUUAUUAUUUUCAUUGCUUUCGUUCAGCAGUGGGUACAGGCUGUUAGAAACGGAAAUGCUCACGGCCGAUUUACAACAGUUGAGUUACUACUUGCUGCAACGCUCAAAUUUCUCAGGCAUCUCAUCGCUCCACUGUUCUUACAAGAUGCGCCAAAGGAAAUUUUCAUGGCAGCCUUAUUCACGGAGUCCUUCUCGAAGGCUUUGAUGCUAUCUGCAUUUAGCAUUCUACUUCUUAUACUUCUGGAAACGACAAAGACUUCACUGACAGCUCCAAAGCUACAGAACAUUUGGGUUUUGCUUUGUAUUUCGGCUAUUUUUGCAGCAAUUUUACUGGUAUUUAGCUUGCUAGUAUUCUACGGGUUGCGAGAAAUCUGGUAUUUACUUUCAAAUACGAUUCUCUUCAUCUUGGGGAUAGCAAUUUGUGUCGGAUACAUCGUUGCAGGAUACAGAAUGUGGAGGAACCUUAAAUCAUCGCGACAGCUAGGACACGUUACGGGCGAGCCAAGAUUAAAACAUAUUAUCAGACAAGUUUUUAUAUCAGCUUUUUUAGCUACCCUGAUGCUAAUACUUGAUCUCCUGAUGGCUGCUAAAAUCUACAGGUUGUACACACGCAGACAGGUAACGAGGGUGUCGUUUUGGUCAACAUAUGCGGUCAUGUUUCUGGAAAAAACUGUCGAGUUUGCAGUUAUGUCUUUGAUCUUUUGGAUCGUCGUGUGGUCAAAAGUCAGGGGCCGCUCUGUGAACGACGCUCCGGCAAUAACGCUCGGAACAUUCACCGAAUGUACUCUGAGGAAUCACAAAGGGGAAGAAAGGACAAGAUGCAGAGAAGACUUUGAGGGGACACAACUUUAAUAAAUAAUUUUAGAAUUGUCAAGAAGACAAAGCCGAGCACUGUAAGUGUGGUACCAGAAGUGUAGGCGGCAAAAUCACUUAAAAUUGUGAGAAUAAGGUAAAUGUUGACAUCACGCUAACGGUAGAAUAACAUUAAAUUCGAAGUUGUUGUGAAAAUGCUGAAUAAAGAUUUAAAAACAUUAACUGAAGACUGAAAGAAGAACGUACACACAAGGUGUAUGUUGGGUUCCUUUUUUCCUUUCUUUUUAAAUGUCUUUUUCCUUCGUUUUUGGGUGUAGUAGUGAGUGAUUAACUAUGAGUUUGAAUCCAAAGAGAAUAAAAUUAACAACAAAAUGCACGUCAAAGAGAACCUUCAUUGUAUUGCACCAAUUGAGAAAAAUCAUUGAAAAAAUAACUUUUGUCAUUCAAAUGACAAAAUGCCAUUGAUAAAUGUCCCCUUUCAUUCUGAAUUUAAUAUCACUGCAUAAAAUUUUAGAAUUUUACAAUUUUAGUACAUUUACAGUGACAACAUACACGGAUAAUUUAUUCAAUGUAGUUUAAUUGAAAAAUAAAGGCUAAAUGAAAAAUCCGCUAUGUAUCCCUAAAGGGCUAUCAUAACGGAUCCUGAACAAGGGUCUGCAAAGAAUUCUUCUGUUUUUCAAACUAAUAAGAAAAAAAUGGACAUACUGGGCUUUCUAUUCCAAACAUGAUUCUUGAGGGUCUGUUAAUUUGAGCGACAAGUUUACUGUCCGUGUUGUUUUUUUACAGCAACUAAAAAAACAUACUUUGUACCUGACAACUAUUUACAAAUCGACGACAUCUAAGGUGGUUGUCACUUUUCUUCAAACAGAAUUUUAGUUUCUAAAGUGACCGAUGGAUUUUGUUUUAACAGGAGGAAAAAUUUAAGAUGGGCUUUUAAAAGGAAAUAUGGCUCUUGAUUUAUUCGUUUUACUCAGCUGCUUUCUGUUCGUAAUUGAACUGGUUCGCGUUCACCAUUUUACGUAUGUGUGACCGUAGAUCUAUCGACAUGUUAGAGUAGUUUGUAAAAUGUGGGUGAAGGAAAAUUUCAAAGUUAUGCCGUCAGUUGCGUCAUUUAAAACAUAGAUAAAAAUGAGUUUUGCUUUAUUCGUCAUUGAUUUUGAGCAGUUACGUGAAAGGUUCUACUGCUGGAACUUCGUUCUUGAACGCUUAGCCGAGUUGUACUGUUGGGUGCCUUCCCUACCAGGACUGCUGCAGAUGUGUUUAUUCGUCAAUACCACUUAAACGCAUAAAUUCAUAAUCAACCAUAGGGAAACUUCCCACUAGCGGUCAUCCUCGUUCACGAAUAAUAUAGGGCUAUGAAAUAAAAGGCGCGAUCACUUGAGCAGAGUAGGCGCGGUUUGUCGAGAUGACUUUCCAAAGUCUUUCUGAAGUCAGGCUCUAGUACCAGAGGGAGUUGUUGUUCGAGUAUUUCGUAUCACGUAAGGCAGUCUUGGACUCUACAGGGCCGCAUUCUUCAAAGCAGGGUUAAGAUAACUCAGGGCUAGUGGGGAGUUUAAAUUCAGAUAAGAAGGCUUAAAAAGCAAAUUCUGUCUAAUUCUUUUUGCCUGCAUUGUAAUGAUUUGAUGCUGUAUAAAGAAUAAAGAAAGUUCUCCGAUAAAAUGCUUUUGAACAGCCGGGCCGAGUUGUUCAAAGCUGGGUUAAGAUAACCCAGGGUUAGUUCGAGAUUUGAAUUAAGAUUUGAAAGCUUAAAAAGCAUUUCAGUUUUAAUUCUUUUUGUCUACAAGUUGAUAAUUGGAAGCUCCUAAAAUAACAGAGAAAUUGUCCGAGAAAAUGCUUUUGAACACAAGAAAAGGAAACUAGGGUUAAAUUUGACGCCAGGUUAAGCGCUAAUCGGCCUUCGAACAACUGGACCCAGAAGAAUAAGAAAGACAGAUUAAAAUGUUAUCCCGGAUUAGCGGUAAUUUAGCCUCCCCCGCAGGCGUUUUUGGGCCGAGUUCUUCGAACAGGAUUCCGAAUGCCAUUAACAAAAAUUUCCUGUAUUCUGGAAUUCGGACCUUACAUGAGACAAGGAUUCACACUGGAAGAAAUCUAGAACUUUGAUAUGUUGUUGGUCUUCCUAGUAUUUCCUCAUUUCAUCUUCAUCAAUGUUUCACUGCGUCAGCGGAGCUUUGCCUCCUCCGCAAUUGCAAAGUAAUUUUAAGUUGUGCAUUGCUGUCGUCUCGGCUUCUUUCAGCUUAUUUCUCGCUUGUUAGUGUCGUAUCUUCCACGAAAGUUCCCAAUUGUACUGCUGGGCCAUCAUGCACAGAACGGCCUCUAUGUUUAGUGGACACGACAAUGCCAAAUAUCAAAGCCAUCAUAGCAAACUCACAACUUCUUUUCAGAAAUAUCAGUGUAUACCUUGACCAUAUUGUUCUGCUAGUUAUCUGUCUGUCUGCAAAUAAUAGGUAGUCUUUAGCGGCCAACGAUUGAUCUAGUGCUAGCAUCAGCAAAGCCGUAAAAGCUGCCAGAAAUGCUUGUUUUACUAUGUAUUUUAAUCUCAGUUCGCUCCUAGACCGACCAAGCUGUCGCGAGGAUUUUAAGUUCCUCCACAUUCUAUAUCCUGCGACAGUAUAUCCGAUGCAAAUUACUAAUCCCCAAAUGAAAACAACGAAGUUGGAAAUUAAAAACCAGAUUUCUCGACUUCCGUACAGGACUAGCAAGUUUAAUGUCAGCAGGACUACAAGAAAAACAGCCGUUAUGCCAAGCAACAUCCAGAUGUUUUGGAGCCUUGGAGCGGCCAAUGAAAUCUUUGUUGUUUCUAGAAGUAUGAGAAGCAUAAUACUGAACGUAGAUAGCAACAAAGCCUUUGAGAAUGUCUCUAUUAGCAACGAUGCUAAAAAGAUUUCAGUAGUUGCAUCGCCUAAAGAUGUCGGCGUGCAGAGGUGGCCGAUGACUUUAAGUGUUGCAGCAAGGAAUAAUUGAACUGUUGUGAAGCGACCAUACAUAUUCCGGCUUGGAGAGUCUUGCAUCCAUUGUCGAAUAAAAGCAACGGCACAAAUGACCGCUAAAGCACCAAACAGGGUUGUGAAUAGGUACGAGUAGAGAUCCCAAGCCCAGUGAUUCGGUAUUUUGUCAAGAUUGCGAGAUAGAGUAUAGGAGGUCGGAGAUAUGUUCAUGGCGUGCGAAACAGCUGAAAAUGCGUUCAUGCUGUUGCACUUCGUGUCGCAGCGUUUGCUUUGUAAACAGCUUAUACCUUAGUCCUAGUUACAAAGCCGUGGGUUUUGCAUAAAUAAUUACCAUUUCAAACCCCUAUUGAAUUGCAUUGAAUUAUUUCUUUACACUGUAAAUUUCUAUUAGUAAGUGCUUUCUUUGCCGUGACAAUUUUUCCUUUGUUAUCGGACUGUAUUCUUUCUACAUUGAAAGUCAAUCCAACCAUAUAUGGGUUUUGUCUUUUUGUUUUUGUUUCUGCCUUGUUUGUUUGUCGGCUCUUAAAGUUCGAGCCAAUCUCGGAACCCGCCCGUCCACAUGAUCCGGAUAUUUUUGAAAGGCGUUAUAGUUUUUUUUUACAAAUAGGCCGUGGACGAACGAGCGAUUCACUGAUUUCGUGUGGUUUCAAAAAUAUUCGGAAUCGUGUGAACGGUGCUUCAGUCUCUACGUUUUAACAGAUACAGAUACUUAUAGGGGACUUGUGUCGAUUUGCUUUAAGCGCCGGAUACCUUAAGCGUCCGUAAUACAAUGUAAUAGUAUAAAAGACUAACGCUGCUUUCAUAUCUGGGAAAUACGCCCGACGGAUCGUCGCCUAGUGGACUCAGUCUGGUGUUGACCAGAGUCAAACAAAAGAAUUUUGCAAAAGUAAUCCAAUUAUUUUGAAGCUAAGGAGUAAAAUUUUUUAUUCUUUAAGUAAUAUAUCAAUCAUGAAACGCAGUGUUUGAUCACCAGAUAAAACACCGAGAAGAGAGUUGAAGAUACGACGCCCAGCAGAGUAUUUUGACGAACUUCGAGGUGUUUCAUGUGGUGAUGAAACACUGUGUCGAAUGCUUGAUAUUACUUCUCAAACAAAAUGGUUUUAGAAGGAGAAAUUAAGGAUUCAAAAAAGAGCAGUUUUUCAUCUGAUUUCCAAACACUCAUUAAACAUUUAUUAAAAUUUUCUUGUAUUUCCUUUUUGAAUUAUCAAUGAGUUUGAGAAGUUAAUUAUUAUUAUUUUUUUUUGCUGAAUUUUUUUUAUUGAAUUAAAGACGAGUUUUACAAUGUUACUUAAGAAUAAACAUUAAUUAAAUGAAUCAAAUUAUACAAUUCUACUAAAAAAAAGAAAAAAAAGAAAAAGGAUAACAAUAACAACGAUAAAUAUAUGUAUAUAUUACAACAACGACGAUAACAAUAAAGAUGCCUACUAAUUUUAACGAACCUACGUGUAUCAACUACUACAAAGUGCAUUAGUUAUCUUCUCCCACUUUUGAUAAUGAAAAAGAAGUUUCUUUUUCUCCCUGGCGAUAUGGAGCUCAAUAUUGAAGAAGUUAAUUAUAAUACCAGUAUACGCACCAACCUAAAUUGCUUAGAUGUCGAUCAGCUGCACCUACUACCCUGCAGUUCUCAUUGAGAAAAUGCGUAGCCGACAAUCAUUUUAUUAAUUUGUUUUUUUUUUUAUGUUCCAGGUACGUGAGUCUGGGAGGAGAUUCAGCUUUACAUGAGAACGCAUCUCGUUUGAAGGAGUUGGAGGGACGAGCUCAGAAAACAGAGGAAGAAAAAGAAGCCGUUUCUAGUGAAAUCGACAAGCUGAAGGAAGACAUCGCUAAGCAACAGGUUAGUUAACCCUUUAAGUACCAAGAAUGACCAACAUCAAUAUUCUCCUGACGAUGUCAAUUUAAGAUAAUAGGUUAGGAGAAUUAACAGAAUGAUCAUCUACUAAGGGAAAAUGCUGUGAUCGUUUCUCAAUUUUAUUUAUAUAUUUAUUUGUACAGGAACAUUUGGUUCAGCGUGGCUAAUUUAAACACAGUCCGGUAAAAACAAACAAACAAGCGAACGAACAAAAUAUAACCAAAGAGAAUCAAUAUACAGAGAGUGGCGCACUAAAAGUACGUAGACACGCGACAGCCUGGCCCUUGAAAUGCCAAGGACUUGAACGUAAAUUCUCUCAACCAAUUCUUUAAUGAAAUGUAACUAUGGCGAUCAGUCUGGAGAAUUUGUAUUGAGACCUUGGGGCUUAAGAGAUUAAUAAUUUACGUGUAGUGUAAAUUUUUCGCCUUGCUCAUACGUCUGUACUUGUGCCAUUUGUUUAUGUCUCCUGUAGAUUCGUGCGCGUGAGCUUGAAGAUAAUAUGCAGCUGAAAAGCACUCAAGAAGAGAUUCAGAACAUCGAGAAGAAAAUAAACGAUGUUAAGAGAGAACUCAAAAAGUUUGGAGAGCACCAGGACCUUGUGACGUAAGAAUAUGGGUGGGGGGGAGGUUCUUGUUCAAAUGUUAUUGCUAUUAUUUCUCCAAUUUGCCAUUUUUUACGUUUUGAACUUCUUUCCAAUUUUCCAUUUUUUUCGUUUUUAACUUCUUGCCAACCAUUUCACGUCGGUUUAUUUCGUUCUCUUCUAGUCAGAGGCAAGAUCUACAGCAACAGUCUGAUGAAUUAAGGAAGAACGUAAGUUGUAAAGUCACACGCUUUUUUGUAUUAAUUCACAUUUUCACUGCUUGCCUCUGAUCUGUUUUAUUAUUAUUAUUAUUAUUAUUAUAGAAAGCGCAUUAUGAAGGGCGGCUGAGAGGCUUCGACGAUGAGGUGAAGAGAUGUCAGAGGGAGCUGCGCAGUGACUUAUACAAAAAUGCUGACGAGAAGCACAGACAGCAGAUCAUUGCUCUGAAAGUAUGUAGUAGUAAAGAGUAGACAAGCUCGCAAAUUGUCAGUUUUGAAAUGUUUAUGGAUCUCCAGAGGUAGAUCUUCUAGUUUCAGUUAGUUAACGGUAGUGUAGCCUCCGCGUGAACGAGGUUAGAGGUUUGGGCGAAUUCUUUAUAAAUGUUUUUUGUCCCAGGCUCUUUAAAGUGAACAAAUCUAUGUUUUAUUGUUGUAAUUUCUGAUGGACUCACUUGUACCCUGGGUACCAGAGGCUUUUCAUGCACGGUUUCCGGUUUCGGUCAAGUCCUUAAAAAAGUGACCCGCGCGAAAAGUUUUUUCUCGCGGCUUCGCCGCUCGUCUCUUCGACCUUCGGCCGAAGACGUGUCGACGGCCGACUAAGCUCCUCGUCAAACGCGAGAAAAAACCUCUGGUACCCAGGGUAACUCACUUGGUAAACCUGUUCUUUCAGACAACUGAAAUGGCAAAUGCAGACCUUGAAAAAUACUACAAAGCACUGGACGGGUAAGGCUAUGACACAUUUAAACAAAAGUUAGUUAGAACUUUGAGAGUUUCAGUGAUCAACCGAAUUUUGCUGAAUCGCCUGAACACUUUCGAUUGAUUCUUCAGGGCUAUCAUGCGUUAUCACGGCCUAAAGAUGGCAGAGAUAAAUAAAAUCAUCAAAGAGUAUUGGAUCAACACUUACAAGGGGAAUGGUAAGUUCAUGUCCGUCAGUUUCAACAGAAACAGACAAACUACGGGAUGAACGUAUGUAGGUUUUCUGCCACAGACUCAAAAAGCCAUAGCAUCUUGUACAGGAAGACACACGUUGUUUCCACAAUAUAUAGUUUCAUCUGAAUGGCUGGGUCACUACUAAAAAGUUUAUUCAUCUUCUUAUUCCAACUGUUAACCCUUUAAGCCCCAAGAUCCAAAUACAAAUUCUCCAGACCGAUCUCCAUACAUUUCUUUUAAGAAUAGUUGAGAGAAUAUGGUUCAAGAUCAAAGUAUUCUCCCUUUGAUCAUCAAUUUAGUAAUUCUCAUAACCUUUACUCUUGUUGAUCUGCUGAUGUUGUCAGGAGAAAAUUGAUAUUGGACACUCUGGGGACCUAAAGGGUUAAAGCAAGUAGAGUGACAGUACCAGAAAGUCCAGAUUAAUAAGAUAAGAAGCAAAAGCCGUUGCUUAUCGCGACUGUCGAAGUCGUUCAAAAUAGGAUAUAUCUAGCACGGAGUGUUUAAUGCGAUACUCAGAAGCAGAGAAGUAGAUUUGAUAUUGGAUAGAACGCUUCCUGUCUUAAACCCUUUCGACUCUUAAACCACGUUAUGGUGUAAGUAUGUUGAUGAAAUCAUCUUAAGCUGUUACCAUUCAAUUAGCAGACAAUUUGGCAGAAUUUUAAUACACUGCUUAUAAUUUCCUAGGAUUUUACAAAACGCAAAGUCGAUUUGUUUAUUUUUUAAAUUGUUUUUUUUUUUACUCAUUAUUAGUAGUGGUAGGGUUACAAUGCACUUUCAAAUCUCCUUUAGUUUGUCAUGUAUACGAGUUUAUCAUACGUCUCUAUCUAUCUCAUGCAGAUAUCGACACCAUUGAAAUUCGGUCAGAUGAGGAGGAAGGAAGCGGAGCAUCGAAAGCACGACGGACAUACAAUUACAGGGUAACCUAUGCUUGUUGCCUGACUUGUCUUAUUUACUCCUCUUUCGUUUACAACAUUUUUGAUCCACUGAACCGGAAAAGACGUUGACCUCUUCGGUCGGAAGUAUGUAAGUUAGCACAGGUUGCGAACUACUAAGUACGAUAAGCACAGUCAUAUUUAAGGUUUCAGCCAGAUUUACAUUGAUAUCCAAAGUUUUCAGUUGAUCAUCCACGGCUUCGACUUAACGUGAUAUAAUUUAACUGUAAAAAUCACGCGCCAUUUUCUUGACCAAUCAGAAGUAAGAUCCAAAGGUUAUUAGGACAGACGUUUUCCCGCGCUUUUGACUGUCAACGAAAAUAGCAUCAAGUUCUGAUUGGUUCAUUUCAGUUGCUGCUUGUAUAAUGAUUGGUUCUCUUGGUUUACUUGUACUAUCACGUGAUCUGAAAUGAGAAAACAAGCAUACAAGCUGAAAAGGUCUCUUAUGAUUGGCUCUUUUGAGUAUUUGCUCGUGUUUUGAUUGGUUCAUUUGAACUUCUGCACCUAUUAACGACCGGCUAAGGUAAUCGCAUUGUACAUGAUUUAACUACUACUCUUAACUAUAACCCCUCCGCCAUUAGGUUGUUAUGCUUAAAGGCGACACUGCCCUGGACAUGAGAGGACGCUGUAGCGCUGGACAAAAGGUGUGUAUUUUUGUCGUAUUUUGGGUCCCCCCUCCCCGCACUAAUGCUGAUGCCUUUACUAAGAAACCUAAUUUACUUGUAUUUUCGCCCUGCAUUCUCAGUUGAUUCAAUAACUGAGAUGAAAACGCCCUCCGAAAAGGAGUCAUUUGAAACGAAGGUGUAAGAAUGCUCAUGUCAUUUGUAUGCGAUUCAGUUUUCCAGAACGAAAUUUUUAAAAUGAAAAAUCCAUCAGCACAUGCACCUACUGCUACCAGCCUUUAAUUUAUCGUAUGAGUUUGUAGCGCUUUAUCCGUUAACGUUUUUUGAAAUAAUGGAAAUAAGGGAAACGCACAAAAUCAGCGCGAGAGUUUUUCCGUGGACUGAUGUAGCACCGGUGUACAGCGCAAUAAUCGGCUAGUAAGCGGUGGGUAUACACGAAUGACAAACACUUUGAAAUACGUCGCAAGUAAAUAUGUUCCCAUCUGAAUCACUUGAGAAAUUUUUUUCAGUGAUUAACUAAAAUAAACUUUGUUAACAUUGUUUAAUUUCAGGUCCUGGCGUCACUGAUUAUCAGAUUAGCCCUGGCGGAAACAUUUUGUUUGAACUGCGGUAUUCUUACGCUUGACGAACCAACUACCAACUUGGACGAAGACAAUAUCGAAAGUUUGGCCAACCAGUUGGCUUCGUAAGUCUUCAUUUGUUCUUCUUGAAGUGAGAUAAUUUAUCAGUUGCAAAUUAAUACAAACGGCUGUUUCUGUUGAUGUUGUUACGUCGGUUCUCAUUUAACCGCCGCCUUGUUAGCUCAGGUAAGCGCCGGUCUACUGUCGAGCGGGAGACCGCUGGUUCAAACCCCAGCCGGACCAACACUCAGGGUAUUCAAAUAACUGAGAAGAAAGUGAAAUGACACUGCAAACGGUUAUUUCUAUUCUUCUGGGAUGUGGACGAUAAACUGUAGACCCCUUCUCAGAACUCCGCACAUAUAAUUAAUUCUAUGAGACGGCACUGUUUGUAAAGAGUAAGGGAUGUUAAAUCCCUGGCAUGGUGGUCUGUCUUAAUUUCACACUCAAAUUAGGGGACACCUUUGGGACCGGCACUAAGUGUCCGUCUAAGAGUGAUGUUCGUCUUAUCGAGAGUCGAGUAAAGGGAGUAAAAAAAGGCAGGGACCAACUCUAGGUGUCCGUUUAUGGAGGUGUCCGUUUUAAGGCAGCCGACUGUACUUGCAAACUGCACCAUAAGCAGUCUAGAGUCCCCCAACUGGUGUUGUAAAUUUUCCCUUGAAAGCAAUUUAGCAAGUGAAGUAUUUUUUCCUUUUAUUUCACAGAGUUAUCAGGACUAGACAACUUCAGAGGAAUUUUCAACUCGUGAUCAUCACUCAUGACGAAGAGUUUGUAGAGAACCUUGGCAGAGCGGACUUCGUGGACUAUUACUUCAGGAUCUAUAAAGACGAGAGGUAAGAUGACAAUGAUCGUAACCGCCUUUAUUCCCUCCGAUCUUUCACUGCUAGUCUUCAGGGCUGUUCACACUUGUGUGCCUAAGCAAUAAUUCCUUGUGUUGUGUUGACACCUUGUGUACCAGACGUGUACAUAUUUACUCCAUUUUGCCCUGCCAGACGCCAGUUUGAAACGGGAGCGUAGCAGACAAAAAUUAGCGGUUUGCUUCGGAAUUAACGGAAGACCUGGACACAAAGGGGCCCAAAUACAAGGUCUAGAGCUUUACUGAUCGUCGCGCUUUUGUUCAUCCGACUCGAAGAGUCAGGUCAGUCAUCAGUCUUUUGUGAGGCGUAUAAGAACCAAUUAGUGACCAUCCCUAAUUUCUGUCUUUAGGCAACACUCGCUUGUAAAUUGAAGUCCUGCUCUGUUAUGUUGGCCUUUCCAAGCCCAUGUGAUUAAUUCUAUUUCUUUACUAGACAUAUUUAGCUCGUAUGUUUUGUUUUCCCAAUGAAAGUCACAGAGGAAUUUGCUACUGUGUCUUUUCAUAAAUUAUGCGUACAUGUGCAAAUGAAUAAGACGAAAUCUGAAUGAAACAGUUCUCUGGGGUAUUACCACAUGACCUUCAUUAGGGUUUUCCGAUUUAGCGGAAGUUCUGCGGAAGUGGAACGAGCCAGUUUCAAAUGAGUUAAAUUUCUAGCCUUUCUCUACGUGAAAUUCGUUUAACGCCGACUAUAUGUAAGUAAAUUACUGGGUUGUUUAUACCUUGCACUUCACGAGACCAACUGCAGCGCUCAACUUUAUAUUAUUCUUGCAAAGUUGAAUAUGAUUCGAUUCACCAAGAAAAUCAGGAUUCACGGAAAUAAUUUCCAUGGCGAACUCUUUAGAGUCUGAGGCUGAAGAAGACGAGAAAAAAAAAAUGAAAUAUUCCUCUUCAGCCCCCAACAAAUCACAGCACGUAAAUAGUGCAAGCAAAAAUCACAAUACACCGUGAAAUUCGGGCUUUGCACUCUCAGAAACAAAGGUGUUUAAGUAUGGAAAGUGAUAAUGUUUCAAAUGCUGGGUUUUUAUACAUAGUGGGAACUCAUGGAAUUUCGCGCCAGUGUCAAAAAAUAUUUGCAUUCGCUUAGUAGUUGGAUUGCACCCAUAACUAUGAUUGCACAUUCUGCGGUUUGUAUAAAUUUAUUGAGCUUUUGCCAUAGUUUUCAACCCUCACCCUAACUACCCACAAAAUGCACAUAGUCGAAAAAUAAUGCAAAUGAGUCCUCUUGUAAAAAAAAUUACCAAGCAUGUUCGUCCUCAUUUACCCUUUUACAAGCCAGAUAUUUUGCAUAAACAAUGACAUCAUGCAAAGAUUUACUUAUAACAAAAAAAUCGAGAUGACCUUUUACAGUAUAGUGGCACCAAUGUCACAUCUCGGAAAAAGGGCUCAAACUUCCGCUAAAUCGGAAAACGCUAUUGGGAAAACAAAACAUGCAAGCUAAAUUGGUGCAGAUAGAUUAGUAAUUUUUGCAAAUUAACUGAUAGUUACAUAUUGCCUCCGUCAGUCCAAUUAUUCGGACGAAACCUAAGACUGUUGAAUUCCCUAGGGUAGAUUCGAAGCAAUGGACAACUGUCAUCCGUGGCACAGACCAGUGGGUUCCGUUCCUCGCCCCUACUUAUUCACUUCUGCCACUCUCCGAAUACCUGAUCACACUGCAACAAAGUGUGGUACAAAGUCUAUUCGAUAUGUGACGCUUCCCUUUCGAGAUCGGAAGCGCAGCGCACCUUCGCUCCGUAAAAGAAAUCGCGCCGAAAUCACCGCUCUUACCUUAUUAUAGGAAAUUAACGCUCCAUGAAAUUAACGCGAAUCGUUAAAAUUCGCGUUAAUGUAAGUCGCGUAAAUUUUGUUGAGCGUUAAUUUCCGCGACGUUAAUUAAGUGCAGCGUUAAUUUCGGCGCUCUUAAUUUCCAGUAUUUCAACCUCAAUUUUGGAACCUGUCCAGACAUUCUUGACACCUAAAAACAUUAAUUACAAGCUUUCUUUCUUUCCAUUUACCCUCUAUUUUUCAUCUUUCACAAAAGCUAAGGCGAAUGUUUACAAUAUUUCGAGUUCAUCCUUCAUCGUUGUCGCUGUCAGAAGAAAUGUCAUCUCAGUUUUGGUCAGUUUUGAAUUUUUUUGCAUGCAGUGUUGAAAUAAAUGUGUUCCAGUUGUCACUACCAACUGUGUCUUAAUCGCGUUAAUUUCCUUUAUUAUGAAACUCUAACUCCUGUUUCGCGUUAAUUUUUUUUAUUCGAAAGUCGUUUUCCAUUAAAUUCGAGUUAAUUUAAGUCGCGUUAAUUUCCAAUACCUUAAUUUCAUGGAGCGUUAAUUUCCUAUAAUAAGGUAUAUGUAAACAGAAGCCCUAUCCGAUAUGGUUCUCGUGCCGGCGUAAGAGCUAUUCGGUAUAGUCUAAUAUAGUGUGAACAUAGCUUUAAAAUGAACGCUCAAGUCAGUCUCCUUCUUGAUACAAAAACAGACCUACUGGUGGUAACUGGCUUUGUUCACUCUUUCUUCCAGUGGUUACUCGCAGAUCGUGAAACAGAGUGUGGCUGCGUUACAUCGAGAGGAGGAGUCUCAACUUGACUGAUGUCCUGUUUCUUUUUUAAAAAUUUAAAACUUUUUGAGGUUGACAUAAAGUGCCGGAGCAAGUAAAGGAAGUUCCCGAAUGUCUGUGUUGUUAUCACGUUGUUGGUAUAGGAAGAAGAUAAGG